Molecule: messenger RNA, 79704 nt
Organism: Cinara cedri
Lineage: Eukaryota; Metazoa; Arthropoda; Insecta; Hemiptera; Aphididae
Source: the annotation of a GenBank genome assembly
AUGUUUCCAGGUCCACACCCACACGCAUUAUUAGGAAAGACAAGAAGACCAAGAACUGCGUUCACUAGCCAACAGCUCCUAGAGUUAGAAAAACAAUUCAGACAAAACAAAUAUUUGUCCAGACCCAAGAGAUUCGAGGUGGCUACAAAUUUAAUGCUUACUGAAACCCAAGUAUGAUAUUUAAAUUUACAUAUUUAUAUUAUUCGUUAUCGUAAUUUAAUAUAUAAGAACAGAAUAAUAAAAUAUGAAAACCAUUACUGUAGUUAGUUUGUGUUUAUAGUUAUAGGUAGGUAAAUAGUUUAACGUUAAAUUACUCGAAGAAUCUAAUCGUAUAGUCUAUCGUAUUUUGUACUUGUUAUGUGGCUUAAAAAUGUUGAAAUAUUAUUUUGAAAAAUUGGAUGAGAAAUAUAAGGAUUUUAAACUUAUGUUAUGAAAUAUUUAAAAAUCUCUUUUAGCAUUUUAUUGACACGUUUCUACCUAACCGUUCGAAAUUUCUAUCCGCAUCUAUUUAUUGUAUUAGCUGUUAUUGUCCAAAUACAAUUCAGUUUUAGUCAGAUCUUACAAUAGCUAGCAUGAUAACAUGGUAUAAUAUCUAAUAUCAUAAUAAUACAUUAAAUUUAUAAGUAAAUAAAAAUAUUAUUUAUGUAAAGUUUUAGUUAAAAUUAUAAAAUAAAAAUGCUUGUUUUGUUUAAAUUAAACAGACGCAAAUAAUUGUUGAUGUCACAAUAAAAUUAUUAUGUACAUAUAAGUUACUUUUAUCUCCUUUAAAUAAAUCUCAUAUCAUCUCCUUGAUCACUGUUGCUGGAGAGAUUAUUUAUUUGAAUUCAAAAAAUAAAUAAACUACCUUGUUCUACCUACUUGAGCUUAAUAUUAUGUAAUGGUGCAUUCAUUUUACCUACGAAGGUACCAAUUUAAAUUACACUCGUAAAGUUAGUUAAUUAAUACAAAUAAAUAAUUGUGACUGAAUGAGUCUAAAGUUAUGUAGAAAAUAACGUAAAGCAUUUGUUUAAAUAAUGUAUUACCUGGUCUUAAAACACGCGUAGGUAAUAUAAUGUGUUGCAGUUAAAAUUCUUAAUCGUUGAAAAACUAAGAGGUUACUGCCAUAGCUAAACUGAAAUAAAUUGUACUUAAAACGAACACAUGAUGAAUAAUAGUUCAGUUUCAAAAAUCAUAUAAAUGUUUAGUGGAAAAGACAAAAAUUAGCAAUAUCAAAAAUACUUUCAAAAUUGUUAGCUACAACAUGUGAUCGGACUGCUUUUUUUAUGGAUAGCUAUUCCAUUGUCUAUGUCAUAUUUUUCUAUUUUAAGGCUGUAAGGAUCCGUUUAUCGAUAACUUAGGUUAGGAUAAGUUACUAAAUGUAUACACAAAUACUACUAAAUAAUAAUAAUAAUAAUAAUAAUAAUAAAUAAUAUAGUAAAUGUGUACUAUAGUUGCUGACUAAUCAAUGAAAAAUACAAUUUUGCCUAACAUACAUUUUAAGUUCGUAAUGUUUAACUUCAUAAUAGAUACAUCAAAAGUAUUUUUUGAAGAUAUUUUCACGGAUUAUUUAUAAGAAAGAAAAAACAAUAACAAAAACAGAUAAUUAAUACAUUUGACUACUAGUGGUCCGCCAAAGACUUUUACACUUUUAGUUGAUAUUUUUGAUCUAUUGGUAUUUUGUAAAAGUCACAGUCAUCCUGGAGGAUUAACUCUAUGGUAUAGAAAAUUUUGCAAAACGAAUGAGUUUAAAAUUGCUGUAGAAUAGACGAACGAAAUUUUCUCAUCUCAGCCGAUAACGGAGAAUGUGACCAGACCACAAAGUAUCUACUUUGAUAAUCGUAAUCGUCUUAUUUAGUUCAUAAUGUGGAAAUUACAAUUUUCGGUUUCUUGGAUAGAAAUUCUGGUCUUAAGUUCAAUAUUAUCCACUCGAACUUCCGCACUAUGUUUCAAAAUAUCUACAUAUCUAGUCAAAAUUAUUUGUUCAUGAAAUUUUACAAUUUGUUGAUCAUAAAUCAACAAUCAUAAUAUCACACGAUAAUUGUCAAACACCUGAUAUUGAAUAUCCUUUUUUUUUUUCAUAGGUUAGUAGCGUGAAAAGCGAAAAUGGGAAAAUUAAAAAACUGACCACUGUUUAUUUUUUAUGGACGCUAUACAAACAAAAAAUUUCUAGUGGUUUUCGAUAUUUUGAUAUUUUUUUCUACACCUAAAAACCAUACUGAUCUAUGAAAAGCGAUUGGACAAUGGGAAAAUCGAAUAUCUAAUCACGAGUUAUUUUUAACAUUAUUUUUCAACGUUAUUUUUUUUCAACAAUUCAACAAUGUAUAGGUUGUACUUAAUGUUACCAACUGUUUGCGACGGUGGCCGUUUGCGGUGAAUAAAAAACAAUUUUGUUUAUUUAUUUUAUCGCUGUUAUACUAUAGUAUCGUUUUCCAGCAAUAUCCAUAAGUUAUAUUCAUAGCUAUGUAUCAUAUAUUCAUUUACUCAAUCCAUAAAACAAUAAAGAUAUUUUGCCCUCAUAAUUUUUCACUCGAUAAAAAUAAAACAGGAUACUAUAUCCAACAUUUUAAUAAAAAAAAUAAGUGAUAUCCCAAUAAAAACCUUCCAUCAAUUACGUGUAAAAACGUCGCUAAGAACAAAAACGCUCAAGUUAAAAAAGUGGUGAUAUCAAAAAGGGGCUGAGUAAUUUUUUAAAUUCAUAACUAUAGAAAUUGUUUAUAAUUGUUUGUAUUUGAUGAAAUGCAAUAAUUUAAUAUAAAUAAUUUAACUUAACUUAGUGGUUAUUUAAAGAAUGUACUUAAAUAGUAUUAUGAUAAUAUUAAUAAAUUAUAAAAUGGGGAUGCUAGAAUUCAUGUCGGCAUUGUAUACUUAUUUGUAGUCGUAAAUAUUAAUAGCCGCCAAGCUAAGUAAAAUUAUUUGAAUUUAGUUAUUAUUUAUUUCAUCAAAUACAACUAAUUAUAAACAAUUUUUAUACUAAUGAAUUUAAGAAAUUACUUAGGCCCUUUUAGGUAUCACAACUUUUCUAAUUUGAUUUAUUUUUUCUUUAUGAGGUUUUUAUACGUAGUUUAAGGAGGGUUUUUGUUGGGAUUAAUUAUUGUCAAAAACAUAGUUUUCGAAACCAAAAAAUGUAAUUUUACAUAAUUUAAAUACUUUUUUAUACAAGAAUCCAUUGUCAUCCUAUUCUGAAAUGUUGCAUAUAAGUUGAAAACUAGUAUCUAAAAAACAUAUAUUGUUCUGAGAAAAAUCGAAGGGGUCAUAUUUUAGAAUUUUCAAGAACAUUUUUUUAGAAUUUUUUUUUAAACAAAUUUUAAAAAUUGAAAAAAAAAUCAGUUUUAUUAGUAUUGUUAGAUACAAUAGGUAUACCAAAUAUUUCACAAAUCUGAGAUAUCAAGGUCCAAAAUUGAAUGACUCAUCACUGGAAAUCAAAAUUGAAAGCUGUUACUAUAUUGAUCUAAAUUAUAAUAUAUAAUAUAUAUAUAUAUAUAUAUAUAUAAUUUAACAAUAUUAUAAUUUAAAAAGCUAUCCUAGGAUAAUAGGAAUGGGUGCAGCCACUAUUUUAGGUAAUUUUAUGUAAAUCUCUUAGCAACGAUUAACCGUUAAUAACAAAAAAACAAUUCUGAGCAGAGUUCAGUUGAUAUGUUAUAGUAAAAUAAUUAAAUAAACAUUAUUUAUUUUCUUUAAUAAUAAUUGUUUUAAAUUGUACCGAUUUUCUCGUUUUCUUGCGUUUUUACCGGUUUUCCCAUGUUUUUCCCGGUUUUUCAGAUUUGCUGGGAAAACUCUUAGGAAAAUCGAAAAAUUACCUCCUCAAGUUAUUGAGAUAAAAUUUUCUUUCAGAAAAUAAACUACACUUGGUACAUCGGAGCAAGAUGAAAAAUUACGCGCAAAACUCACAAAAUUAAAAUGUCUAUAAAUAGCUUAAAAAUGACUUAAAUUUUUUGAAAAUUUUACCACGUCUAGAAAAUGCAAUAAAAAUUGUCUGUCCAAAUUUCAUGUCUCUACGAUAUGUUUAACUGAAUUACAACAAAAAACAAAAUUGAAAAAUAAUAAAAGCAUUAUUUUCGUAAAUUUUUUUUUUUUCUUACAUUAUAUUCUGGUUUUUCCCAAAUAUAAUGAAAAUCGAUUGGAAAAUCAAAAAAAAAUCUCCCAAAAGUACCAUCCGGAAUCUGGACAACAUCCCCUUUCAGAAGUGGAGCUGAGCGUAUAAAUCCAAGCAAGGUUUCUGGUAGAAUUGUUGUACACAGGAUAAAAAAGAAACAAUAAAAAAAAAAUUAACAUCUUAGUAUAAUCAAUACAUUCUUCGCUACACUCAGAAUCUAAAAGCUGUAAAAAUUUUUAAACUUAUAUUUAAAUUUCGUACAUUUUUCCGUUUCCCUUCUUUUUUUCGGUUUUUCACAUUUAUUCAGAAAACUCGUGAAAGUAGUCACUUCUUCGUUAUACUCACCAUUUAGAAUCCAAAAGGCUUGUAUUAGUUUAAUAUUCAUAUAAAAUCAUGUAUAGCCGUAUACACUUCGCACCAUGGGUAGGCUACUGAUGUAAUUGGAAAGUUUGGAAGGUACUUUUUAUUGAAAAUCCUAAUAUUGUGAUUACUGGUUAAAUUGUAAAUGGCUAUCGUCUACAACUUCUUAGCUUAUAAUAAAAUUAUCAUAAUUUAAUCGUAUUUUAUAUUCAAUGUUGUAGGUUAAAAUUUGGUUUCAAAACCGUCGAAUGAAAUGGAAACGUAGUAAAAAAGCUCAACAAGAAGCAAAGAUAUCAUCAAGGGACAACGAUGCAACGAUGGAAAAACGAGGAGCGAUAAGUAUUCGAACGUGUGGUACCGGUAGUAACGAUUUACAGAACAAUUCGAAUAUCAGGUCUCCCGAAGAAACGAAUACAAAAAUAGAUUGUCCAACGUCUUCUGCUUCUACUACGAUACAAAAUCAAUCUCAUCACAACAAAUCUACUGCUCAAUUAAACCAUAAUUACCGCACAAUUAAUAAUAUAAUAUCGCAUGAGCAAGACGGAAACUGUGAGUCUCUAUAUAGACCGUACGUAUCAUAACAAACACAUAAUGUGCCUACCGAGUAAAAUAACACGUUUUAUUUUAUAUAUUUAUAUAUAAAAUAAAAAAAUAAUAUUUAUAUAUUAUGUAUUAUUUUAUAUCGUGUAGAUCGUGCAUAAUAAUUAAAACUAUGAUCGGGUUGUAAUAAACAUUUUUCUUUUUGGUUAUAAUUGUUGGUUUUGGUUAUUUGAUAAGAUAAAUUCAAUCUUUAUAUAUUUUAAAUACCUAUCAUAAUAAUACAUUAUAAAUUAUAAUAUUUAGAGAUGGGCGAUACUAAUAAAUUUGAUUUCGAUACUUCAUACUUGAUGUUAGCGAUAUGAUACUCUAAAACUGUGAACAACUAAUAAUUAUUCUCUUUUUAUAAAAACUUAUCUGAAAUAAUAUUUACUAGGAAUUAUUUCUUAAAUUGUUAUCCAUGAACUCAUUUUCUCGGUUGAAAUAAAAUAUUUAUCAUGUAGAUCCAAGAAUAAUUUUUUUCCCGUAAACAUUUUCUAAAAAUUAGCUCCAUAAAUUACUAAUUCAUUGGUGGAAAUAAUGCCUGCGCAAGGUAUAAUUUAAUAUUUUGAGAUUUUAAGUGUCAACUAUAAAUCUUUGAUCUUUCUAGCUUUUCUGAAUCCAAAAUGGUUUAUUAUAUCUUAAUAGUUUGAUAACUGUUCUUUCUCUGAGUGUAUUUAAUAUUAAUUUUUUAAAAACUUUAGUUAAUUAUGUAUCCCGAAAUUAUUAGCACACAUAAAAAUAACGGCCAUUAGAAGUAAAAUUAAUAAUUAAUUAAUAAAUUAAUAAUAGAUACAAAUUAUUAAUAUGCUUCGUUGGUCGCUCUGAACCGAUCAAUGCACACUCGGCCACCGUAGCCAGGGACGUAUUUAGAUAUAUUUUAUGUUAAACCAAAAAUAGAUAAAUAUUGCUGUGUAUAAUAUAUUAUGACCGCCGUCGCGGCAAACGAAUCCGUAACGUCACGCGAAAUGUCAAAAAUCACCGUGACUAUCGAACGAAUAAUCACGUACGAAUUUAAGUCAUUGUCCUAAUUACACUCUAUUCGAUUUAUUAUGGUGAUAAAAAAAUUAUUGAUUUUUUCGAAUUGGAUGGUCCUUUAAUUUUUAUUAUAGUCUUACUGUUUUCACAAAACUAAUAAUGAAAUAAUAAAAAUAAUAUUAAUGCUAAUGUAACAAAUUAUAUUAAAUUUAAAUUUCUUUCUUUGCCACUGUUGUCAAAUUUGUCUAAUAACAUUUCGUCGUGUAUGUCAAUGUUUCGACGAAUUGCUAAGUGUUAGUCCCACUAGCCUAGAUUCUGAGGUUGUAUUUCUUAGAUAUAUUCUUCUCAACGUCGAAAAGCCGCGAUCAGCUGUAGCAGUGGAUACUGGUAUUAUAGCUAGUAUUUUUAAUAACUCAUACAUGUUUGGGCACAUUAAAUUAUCACAGACACUUAAAGUCUCUAUAGCAGUUGCAGACCUUUAGUUUACUUCAAUAUUUUUCCUUUUAGCUUUCCAAAUCUCAUACUCUGUUUCUAUAUCAUGUCAUUUAUUCCAGGUAAUUAGCCCACGUAUUUACAGGACAACAAAAAGUACUUAAUAAUAAACUAUAAAAACGAUAAAAUCUACACGACAAAAACCGACCAUCGUGUUAUCGGUCGUCGCCGUCGCAACUUUUCAGCGAUAAUAAAGUAAACUUUUCGGAAUUAAUUUUAGCUCGCACGAUGACUAUGCGGAGACGCACGUGUAUCAGUCAAUCGAUUCUCCAUAAAACAAAUUAAAAUUACAAUACCACACGUCAAAAUUACGUAAAUACAUAAAUCAAUAGUACUAUGUAGCGGGCUGAAAGUUAUGAUUGUUACGAUCAAAAUCGUCGGACACAUUAGUAACAUGUAUACAUUACAUGAAUAUAUUGUUAUUAAAACAUUAUAUUUAACUUUUACGAUUUAUAUAUAAGACUUAAAAAAUAUUUCCUGCAGCCUCCUCAGCUCUCCCCUUAUAAAUACGUCUCUGACCGUUGCUCAUAGCCCUAAUUGUUAUUAGACAUGUUUACCUAAGCCUGUUUCUGCUAGACCUUAUAUCGUUCAUAGCAAUUCAUAUAUUACAAUAUUUUAAUCUUAAAUUCAUGUUCAAAGUCACGUGGUAAAGUUAAAUUUUGGUAUUAACCCCAGACUUUCUCUCAAUUUCCAACUUCUAUUGGAUUAAGAAACGGUAAACUAGAAUAUUUACCAGCCACUUUCCUAAUUUAUCAUUUCCAAUACUAAAUUAUUAUGCAAAACAAAAGCUUUAAAUUGUAUGGUACUAAAUCUUGGCCCAAAUCAAAAUCCUAUCUCCAUAUUUGACCUGUCAGUAAGAUAGUUUAGAUAGAUUGCUCUGUGUAUUGAUAUCUCAAAGUUUAACACAAAUUAAUUUGGAUUUAUUUGGCAUACAUUUUUAUAAUCAUAAUUUAUUUACAUCAUAAUUGUCAUUUGUAUCUAAUAAAAAAAAUAAUUGAAGUAUGAUAAUAAUUUUAUAUUAUUCAAUGAUAAUUUAUAAAUAUCUAUUUAAUAUGAACCGAAUAAAUUAUUAUCACUAGUCACUACAGUCAAGAACAUUAAACUCAUUAAACAAUAAUUGUCCAUUUGUUGAAAUUGAACGACCAAUAUUUUGACUUGCGAUGGCAUAUGGUAUUUCAAUUGCUUUGUUCACGAACUUAUUAAUAGCUGCAUUGUCUAACAAUUUUAGUACUUAUGAACCAUUUCUUGUUUUUAAAAAUGCUUGUUUGUGAGUAGUUAUUUCUGAUUUACAUUUUCUUUUUAUAUUGUUCUAACAUUGUUUUACUUGAAGGAAUGUUCUCUGUAAAAUAAAAUAAUAGAAUAGUAAUAUGAUAAUAAUUAUUAGUUUAAACUUACGUUUGGAUGACUAUCAGAUGCAUUCAAUUCUACAAUUAUUUUUUCCCAAUCUUUAUUUUUUUUGAUGAAUUGUUGUCGAAUCUGUUUUUUUAUUUUCUACCACAUUAUUUUGUUGUACAAGUUCAGUUAUUAAAGUUUUUUCUGGCUCAGAAUAAGCUAGUCCUUUACCCAUAAUGAUAGUUAUAGAUUUAUAGAACAAAGUUAUAAAAAUAAAAAAAAAAUUAGUAAAUAUGCCAAACACAGCCUAGAAAGUAAAUAAUAAAACGUGUUAUCAUUAUUAUCGUUUCAUAAAAAUAAUGUGAUAGUAUAAUAUAACCACAGUUACCAGACUUCAAUUUAAAAAAAAAAACUUACCCUUUUUUUAAACUUGUGACUUGUUAAAGUUCUGCUUAUUGAUCUUUAUGAAUACUUAAUAAUAAGCAUUGCUUUUAAAAGUGUCAUAUAAGAAGGGAAUUAAGAACUGAUUAUGAAUACAGGCAAUAGUUUCAAAUUAUACAUAAAAAGCGAUAUUUUUCAACAAUAUUUUGGAUUUUCCACAAAUUAUCAUUGUUAUCAUGUUCCGUUGUAUCUUUAAUAACUACUUCAUUAAUUAAUAUUCUAUAUUAAAACGGUAAAACCAGGAAAAUAUAAUUUUUAUCUUAUAUUCUGUUUUGUAAACAAACGAAAAUCCAAAUUACUGUUUUAUUGUUGCACGUACUGAAAACCCCCGACAUAAAUGGUUGCGAUAAAAAAUUGUUAUCAUAGUAAAGAUAUCACUUGCGUGGUAAACAAUCAACUUCAUAGCAUCAUUAUAUUAUUAAUAUAUACACGUGAUAUUAGUUAAUGAAUAAUAGGAAGACCGAAAAAAAAAGAAGAAACAAGAAGGUAAGUUAACUAAGUAGAGAAAUCUAAUAAUAAAUAUUUUCCAACUCAUAUUAUAUAUAAUAUACUAUAUAAUCUAUUUAACUCUGAUUUUUAUGAUUACUGACCGAAAGAAAGGUUGCAAAAUAUUCAAACUCAAUUAUAUUAAACAGGUGAAUCGGCGACUGCGAUUUAUCUUAGAUCGCGUUUUAUUGAUAGGUAUUAAUUUCUGAUUUAUUGUUAUUUUGUGUGUAUGUAUUAACCUGACGCAAUCAGCUGUCUCUAAUAUGUUAACAUGGAAGUACCUAUAAAGCCGGGUACACAGCGGAGCAUUUAGGAAUAAUGUAACUGUAAUGCUCAGGUGUGUACGGUGUUACUGUAUCAUUCGCGCGUGUUCGGCUCGCGACGCUAUCGAUCCACCCGUGUGUCGGUAUUUUGAUGAACAUUAAAGGAAUGUUACAUUACGACUCGACGUUAGUGUGGACAGUAAAACAGUUGCUCACAGCGAAUCACCUGGUGAUAUACUCGUAAACUAGUUUAAUAUAAUUGUAUUAAUUUAAUUUUAAUUUAAAAAAUGGAGUGGAAUAAUGAAAACGUGUUAGAUUUUAAAUUUGCAAAAUUCGAAACUUGGGAAGAGUUGACCAAGGAAAUAACUGGUGGAUAAACCGGCCAACAACCGGUACAGAGUAGUGCUCGACCCUAAACGUACAUACCGGUCGUUUGUAACAUGUAACAUGUAACAAUCAAGCGAGCACGAACUCUGUUACAUUACACUUAAAUGCUCCGGUGUGUACCCGGCUAUAAUAUAUUUUUCUAGAGAGAGGCGAUAUAUACAUAUCAGUCAUAAAUUGGGGUCCUCUAGAAGUCCUCGAUUUUUAAAACAAAAGAUAGAAAAAUGUUAUGAAAAUGGUAAUUUAAUUUAAUAACAAGUAUAUAGUAGGUACUCGUUAAAUAAUUAUAUAGGUAUACAUAAGAGUUAAAAAUAACAGUUUUUAUUAUGCAAAAUGUAUGUUUUUUUUUUUUUUUGUUGCAUCUAAUUUAUUUAUAUAUCAUCAACUGAAAUAUUUAUUGACUUACGAAUAUUUAGAUAAGCUAUGCCUGAUUAGCAAUCUUGUUCAAUUUGAGAUCUUAAACACAUUUUUAAUCUAAAUAAUAAUAAAAAAACCUAUACAUUUACAUCUAUAGAGAUACGAUUGAUUUACUUGAAAAUUUAAGAAACAGUUAGAUAUUAGGAAAGUUUGAUGUUUAAUUACUAAUAAUGUAAAAAAUGUUUCAAUGUAUUGAAACCACUUAAAAAAGAUUUUUAAAUUCUUAUAAGCAACUCAAAAUGAACUUAAAAUUUAAAAAAUGUACCAGUUUAUGCUUUACAGUUUUAAAAAAAUAAAUAAAAAACACAAAAAUACAACAUUUUGAAAACAUAAAAACUAAUAUAUUAUUUUGAAUAGACAAAUUAUUUAUUUUUAAUGAUCAUAAUCACUUAUUAAUUUCAUACUCAAGUCACCUACUAAAUUUGCAGCCCUAGUACUUAUUAAAAUAAAUAAAGUAAGAUAACUAUUAUUCUAUUUUUUAAAUUGAUUUAGAAUUACAUAAAUUAAUCUAAUUACUAUUAUCUAUGCAGUAAUUAUUUUACACAUGCAUCAAAUCUAAGCGCCGAAAAGCUACGUUUAGCAGGAACAAUAUCAAUAGGCAGAGAAGCGAUAAUAUUUAAUAAUUUUAACACAUUAAGGCAGUGAUAUUAAUGUUUUUUUUUAAAGGAAAUUCGUUUUCAUUCCUCGUUCCUAUUGUAAAAAAGGAACUUGUUCCUAUUCCUUGAUUCUUAAAAAAAAUAAUUCGUUCCUUAAGCGUUCCUAUAUGAAUACCUAAUGCAGUCCAUAUCAUUUUUUUUUAUGUUCUUAAUUUGAAAAUAUCACCGGUUUUGCUUUUGGACACCAAGUCGAAUGUAAAUAAAAAAUUGGUUGGAAGUGUCUCAUCUAUUAGAUUCAAAAAUUGAUAAGCGAAAAUUGUUCUCUCUAAAAGUAUUUUCGGACACAUUUCAAGGAAUAACAAAAGAAUUACAAUAUUUACGUUCCUAUUUCUAAAAAUAAGGAAUUCAUUCACGUUUCUAUUUCUUUAAAAAAAAUAAUGGAAGUUAUUCCUUCAUUCGUUACUAUAAAAAAAACCCCGCAUUCCUUUUAACAACACUGCAUUGAUGUAUAUAUGUCAAUAAAAUUUUCUAUUGAUAUUAACGUAUUUUCACAAAUUUCGACUUUGAUAAAAAACUGACGACUAAUAAAAGUUUGAAAAUCAAAAAGCGUUGCUAGACAUUAAAUAUAAAAAUUUCCAUAUAAAUAUUAUUUUUUAAAGCAACUGAACCAACCAUUUUUAGAGCUAAAUACUAAAAUUUUAAUAUUGACAAUAGAUUCGAUGUAGCCAUGUUUUGGUCAUAGGUGUAAUAAUUUUCGGACAAUAAUUACUACUAUAAUUACAAAAUUAACUAAUUGUUUGCACUUUUUUUUGCACCUUUGUAAAGUAUCGUUUUUGAAAACAAUUAUGAUUAAGAUCCAUUUUACAAAAUGAUAGACGAAUAAUAAAUUGCAUAGAUUUGUCCCCAUUAUAAACCUGUCUAUCUGUAUAAUCUAUCAACUAUGGUAUAAUUAGAGUGUGUGUUAUUAAUUUAGGCGGGAAUAAAUAAAAUAUCUGAUAAGUUAAAAUAUCUUGUAGUGGAAAGUCGGUUUAAAUAUCUCGAAUUUCUAGCUAAACCGAUGUAAACUAUAAAUGAACCGGGAAGGUUGAUAAUGAUACCGAUCAAUUUUUUUGAAUCAGUUGUUAAUAUAGGUUUGCGCAGGUGAAUUUCUUAGAAAUAUCUUUUCUGUUGGAAUUGAACGACGUAUUGAUUUUUUAAUUGGGACAUUGGUACCAGACAAUUAUUACCGUUAUUUAUGGUAUUAGUAUCAACUAAUAAUUAUUAACGUAUUUAGCCAAAUUAUAAUAAUGUAACGUCAACACACAUAUGUCCUUGCCCUGCAGUAUAUAAUGACAACAUAAUUAACUCACCAUCGUAAAAAUAAGUCACAUUUAUAGUUUAUAAAAUCAAUAUCCAUUAUCGAUAUCCGGCUCUAGUACAGAAAUAUCGAAACAUCCAAUAAAAGUAUCGCCCGUUUUAACGAUAGUAAAAAAUAAUAGAAUAUACAUUUUUUUUUAUUCUUUAAUAAAAAAAUAAUUUACAAAAAACCGGAAUACAAAUAAAAUAGAUUAAACAUUAAUUUUAAUUUUGUGUACCUAUCUACAAAAUAAGAACUUAUAUUAAAAAAAGUGGUUUACUAGUAAACCAUUUUUUGCUAUUUAUGGAAUUGGAAAAUACAUAGUAAAAUAGUAUUAUUUAGCUACCAACCAUUUAUGUAACCUAUACCCUAUACCAGCGGUUCCCAAACUUUUUUAAUUCAAGCCUCCCUAAUAAUAAUAAAAAAUUGUUCACGCCUCCCGCAAUGAAUGUUUAAUAAAAUAGGUUAACAAUUAUUUAAUAUUUAUUAGUUAACAGUAAACUUACUAUUUUAUUUUAUACAAAAUAAUUAAUUCGAACAAUGCGCUUGUUUUUCGUUUAUAUUAUUAUACCUAAAGCUUUGUUGCUGACAUCAGGAUAUUCGUCUUUAAUACUGUUCCGAAAUUCCAUAAGUGAAUAUGAAGAAAAUUGCAUUCGUAGUGAUGAAUCGGAUGGAUAAGAUAAGAUAAUAAUUGAUCUAAACAUAACUAUACGUGUACGAAAUUCAAACCGCGCGCUGCGCCUCCCUUGUUUAGUGCUCGCGCCUCCUUUGGGUGGCGCGCCGCACAGUUUGGGAACCGCUGCCCUAUACAUUAAAAGAUUAUGUUUUUCAACCCAAAAAUAUUAUUGUGAAAAUGAUUUAUUAUAGUUUUACGUGGAGAGAUAACUUCAAUAUAAAACACAUCGAAAAAAAUAAUAAUUCGGUGAAACGUUUGCGUGUGACUGUUUUUACUCGUAUACCUACCUAUUUAUUAUUAAAAAUAACAUUAAUAUUAAUUAUAAUUAAUUUAAAAAUCAUAUUAUGAAUAUUGAUACACACUAUGCAUGUAUACGCUGUAUUUGUAGUUAGUGGUUCGAUAUUCAUUGAAAUUCAAUUAAAGUAAAAUAUCAAAGUGAUCAAUAAGCACAAAUCUCGAAUAUACACGAAUAGGUUGUGUAAAUAGAGUUUUGUUCGAAAAUAUUAAAAACCGACGAAUAUGUACGAAUCACGGACAGUCAUCAUAAAUACGCGCAUAGUGUGUAGCCAACAGAAUAAUAAUAUUAUACAGAUACGAAAAUGUGUAACGAAUAAAUGUCGUAUGUAGAGUUAUGUUUAAUUUACAUAUGAAAAUCGUAUGGACGUUGUACGUUUUGUUUGUAACGUGCAUUAUUGUACCUAAUAUUUAUAAAAUGUUUAAUUAUAAUAUUAUAUAAUAAAAAUAAAUGUAUACAAACCAAAGCUUGUUUUGUUUUUGCGUGUUUUCACGGGCCAUUUAAUAGACCCCAUUAUUUUUGUAUUGCAUAAAUAUAUAGAGUGCAGGAUUAAUUUCAUACUAUAGGUACAGGAUUAACAGUCAUGGUAACGAACAGUGGCGGUUCGUGGGUUUUUAAUGAAGUAGCGCACACCCAAAAAAAAAAAAAAAUAUAACCAAUAUUAAACAUAAUAUAUUAUAAAUUUUAUUAAAUAAUUGUUUACAAACUUUAGUUAUUUACCAAUUACCUUUUAUUUUGUUUAUAUUUUUACCCGCAAUAAUAAUAGUAAAUACAUAAUAAUAAUAAAAAUAAAUAAUACUAAUACAAAUAAUGAUACAUAAUACAUUUACAAGUAAAAAUUCUAUAAUUAUUUGUAUUAAAUUAUUAUAUUUCAGGUACAUGUUUAUAUGUUAAAUCGAUUCUUCUAUCUUUUUUUUCUGCAAACCUGUUUAUUACUUCUUCGUUGAAGUUUGAAAUAUUGUUGAUCAUCCGUUUUUCGAUCGAUAACAUUGCUAGUGCUGUAAGUCGAUCUUCCGUCAUUGAAUUUCUCAAAAAUGUUUUAAUACGUUUCAAUGUAGAAAACGAUCUUUCGGCUUCAGCUGUAGUCAUUGGAACAGUUGAAAUUAUUUUUAAAAGUUUGUAGCUUUCAGAAAAUACCAGUGUUAAAUUAUUUUCAAUUAUAAAUUUCAAUAAAUGAACUGAUGAAUUCAUAUCACGAAAAUCGGUUCUUUUGUAGAACAGUUGUAGUUCAGUUUUAAGUUUAAUAACAUCCAAAAAAGGAUAUGCUUCAACGGUUUUACUAAAAUGGUCAUUUGGGAAGUUAUUUUCGUACAUAGGAAAUUUGGUGGAUAAAAAUAGGUGCGAAGCAUUUAAGUGGUUUUUUAUAAUCAAAACGUUCUUUAACGUUGACAAUAAAAAUAUCACAUACUUCUUUUGCAGCGAUUUUUCUUGUUUCAAUAGUAUCAUCUUGUCUUCGUUUUUUCGUUGGAUGAUUUUGAGAGGUUUCAACGAUGUUAUCAAUAUUCUGUCUUUCUUUUAAUAUAUUUUCUUCGAACCGAAAAAUUGCCUUUGAAAGUUCUACAGGAUCCAUAGUUUGUUUUUGUAGUUGAUUAUAUAAAAUAUCAACAUGAGGCAUUAAAGAAUGAAACACUCUUAACCAAAAUAUAAAUUUAUCAUCAUUUAACAUCCGAUUCAAAGCUCCAGCUUGAUUAAUUGCUAUGGUUUGAUUAAAUGUUGAUUCAAUUUCUUUCAUACAUUCAAUUAACGGCUCAAGAUUCUCAUACACAGUAUUUACUAUUCGACUUUUAAAAUUCCAUCUAGUAUUAGAUGAUCGAGGAACUCUGUAUUUAACAAUUUUAUCUAAAACCGUAACCCGCUGUGGACUGUUUGAAAAACAAUUUUUUAUAUCAGUUAAGUUUGAAAAAAAUAUCCUUAUCUCACGAUUUUGUGAAGUUGCUUGAAUUAAAAUUAAAUUAAGCUGAUGAGCAUAGCAAUGUAUGAAAUGUGCAUUUUUAUAACUAUUAUUUAUUAUUUUUUGUACACCAUUGAGACGUCCACUCAUCACAUUUGCGCCAUCGUAACUCUGACAAAUCAACAUAUUUGGUGAUUCUAGGACUUUUUCCAAGUUGAAUAUUAUACAUUCAGACAACGAUUUCGCAUCGUGUCCAGUAGGAUUGAAAAAUCCCCAAAACCUUUCUACUGGUGUUCCAUCCGAUAGUAAAUAUCUAAAUAUUAUUGACAAUUGAAACUGAACAGAUACGUCAGUUGUUUCAUUAGCCAUUACAGAAAUAUAUUCUGCUUGUUUUAUUUAAUUUUUAAUUGUUUGUUGACAUACAGCUAAACAAUAUUCUAGUAAAUCAUUUUGGAUUGAUUUGGAUAAACCUUUAAAUACCGAAGAGUUCUCAAUAUGACAUUUUAGUACCGAAUCUAACUCUGAACUAAAGUUUAUAAGACCUCGAAAUACGCCGGGAUUUUCUGAAUUUGAUUUUUCAUCGUGACCUCUGAGUGCAAGUUCAAAUGCUCCACAAAAUUUAAUACAAUUUAUUAUUAUAUUCAAUAUAUAACGAUUAUGACUUAUUUUUUCAUUGUAUUGUUUGAUAUUUAACCGAUACGCACUAGAAAGUUGUUGUCUUAUGUCUUGUUUUCCUAAUAGUUUUAAAUUUAAUUGAGAAUUUAUGUGUGCAUUGAUUUUUCGUGUGUUUUGAUUUUAGAAGUUAAAUUAAUUAAAUCGUUUAUUCCAUUCUUUACCCAAGCGACAUCAUUAAAUUUUUGACCAAAAAGUAAACAGGGAAAACAAUACAAACGAUUAGUUUCUGAACAACCACAAAUCCAGUCAUAGGUUUUAUAUAUAUUAUUAUUAAAUUUUCUUACAUAUUUUCUCGUUUUACAUUUAGUAAUUUGUUUAAUAUUUAAGUCUGGAGUAGGCCUACCUUUAUUUUUUAUUUCCAUCUUUUUCUCCAACGAGAUUGUUGAAAAAUUGCAUUGCAGUAUCUGAAUUGAAUUCAUUUUAAAAAUUGAAAACAAAUACACGAAAUGUGCACAACUCCCACCAUUAUAAUACACACCAAUACUGUUCCGUCGCGGACAACAGUCCCCGGCUGUUUGGCAAUCGAAAUAACGCAAACCAAAUAUAUUAUUUUCAUAAUAUUCUGAAUUUAUAUUUUUAUAUUUUGAAAAAUACUUUUAAUAAUACUACAGGUACUUAGUAGUUAGUUGUAUUAUUAUGAUUUAUGUUUUCAAUUUUUCUUGAGUUUGGGUAGGUAGUGCACGUGCACUUGUGCACAUAUAAACGAGCCGCCACUGGUAACGAAUUUUAAACAUUUUUCUCUGUGGGGGGAGGGAGAUCCUGACAAUUAUAAGUAGAUAUUCCAAAAUUAUUUAAUAUAAUUAUAUUUUAAUAAAAUAAAAAGUGUCAACUGCAUUUUAGAUUCUGAGUGGAGUGAAGAUUAUGGUUUUACAAAAAUGUUUAUUUUUUUUUUCUGUGGACAACUUUUCUAUCAGAGGACUUGCUCCGAUUUUUACAUGUAGACACUUUUCUGAAAGGAAAUUGGUGUGAGGAGGUACCUUAAAAAGGGUCAUUUCUCGAUUUUCUUAAGAUUUUUCUCAUAAAAUGCGAAAAAUCAAAAAAAAACCCGGCAAAAUGUAUGAAAUAUAUUUGUAUAAUAUUAUGAUUUUUUUUCUUACUAACAAUUUAGUUCCAACUUUUAAUGAAAGCGAUUUUUUUAAAAGGAAAUUUCACUGGGGAGAUACUUUAAAGAAGUAGUUUUCCGAUUUUCUUUGGAAUUUUCUCAACAAAUGUGAAAACCGAAAAAAUAGAAAAAUGUAAGAAAUGUAGGUAUUAAUUAAAAAUAAACGGCCUUUUUUUUCCUGUGGACAACUUUUCCACCAGCAAUUUUGGCGCCAACUAUUAAUGAUAGCAAAGUUUCUAAAAGAAAAUUUCACUUGGGAGGUACUUUAGGGAGGUCAUUUUUAAUUUUCCCAAGUUUUCCAGGAAAAUGUGUAAAACCAGGAUAAACAUGGGAAAACUGGGAGAAACUGGGAAAAUCGGUACAACAUUAAACAAAUAUUAUUAAAAAAUAUAUAUAAGGCCUAUUUAAAUGUUUUACUAUAAAAUGAUAUAUAUUGUUGACAAAGUAUUAACUGAACUCUAUGAACUGAAAUACUUAUUCUUAAUAUUGUAUUCGACUCCCAUAUUUAGUGGCGUGUCCAGGAAUUAUCAAUAGGAGAGGAUGUAACAAAUAAGAAUCAUUAAUAAAUAAUACAUUAUUCUUCUUUACCCAAUUGACUGUGGUAAUUUAAAAGCCGGAUCCUAAAAAGGCUCAAUUUUUAAUCCAUAUGUCAAGUUUUGCCUCAUUACUUGAAAUAUAUCAUAUUCAUUUCGAAAUUAGAUUACUUAUAUUUUGUUUGUAUUUUAAGCCAAUGGGGGGAUAUAACCCCUAACCUUCUUCUCCUGGGCACGCCAAUUUUAGAGUAAAUUAUUAAGUAUUUUAAUUUAAAUAAAAUAACACUUAUUUUUGAUUGCGAUUUAGAUUAACGUUAUUUUAUUAAAAUAAAAUGUCAAUGAAAUUAACUAUAUGGUAUUACACUGAAGUUGAAUAUGAACAUUCAAAAACCAAAUUGUAAAUCUCAAUUCAACGUCUAAAUUUGUAUGUGCAUAUAUAUAUAGCCUUGAUAUUUGCAUUCCAGUUAUCAGUUAAUAAUACACGUGAUAAAGCUUAGUUUGUUCACUUAUAUGAUAUUAACAGUGGAAUUCUCAAUAUUUUCGAAAAAUGAAAAUGUUUCAAUAAUAAUAUUUUUUGAAUACAUUUUAGAGAUAUUAAAAUCCACGUGUCUCCUAUUUGCAUAGACAAAAAUGUUCAUUAAAAAUUAUUGAUUUACAGAAUAAUAAUAAUAUAAUUAUAACUGGUUUUAUAAUAAUUAUUAUCGUAAGAAAAUUAUAAAUGUUAGUAUUGUACAAUUGUUUCGUGCGAGAUUAAAUUUUCCCGCGGGUUGGUAUAACUAUUUAAUUCGAUAGGUUAGGGUAGGCGAGGUAAGGUGACGUUGAUCCUAUGAAGUAUAACACGAACGAGUGGGAGGAGGGAAAGGACGUUAAAGAAAACAAAUGCGAUCCGGCUCAGGGGGGCGGAGGCGAGUUUACAAUUUCCUCUGCGGAGAUUAAAAAGUGGUUUUCAGUUAGGCGGAGUUAGCGCGCGGUGGUCCACCGACGCAAUGUGCCAAUGCACGUGAACGGCGGUGGUGGCGGUAGAGGUGCUGUGUCCGGGGAUGGGUGGCCGACAAGGAGGAGAGUUUUCGCCGCAGCUCUAAUUAGCUCCACAGAUUAAAGUAAUGUCGGGGGAGCUAUUAGAGACAUUUAGCUGUUAAUUAAAACUGUUUUCCGGCCCGUCCAAACGUGUGUGGCGGUGGGCCGAGGGGAAAAACGGGCGUAAAAACUCGUGAUUAAUGAUCGACGAGAGAGGAAUAAAACCGUAUCAUCCACCGCCACCACGCCGACUGGCCGUUUUGAUGAAAACUACGGCGGCGGCGGUAUCAUUUGCUCUUCGCAUCUUCGUUUUCACCCUCACGCUGCUGCUGUGUUACUUACUGCAACACUGCGUUUGCAUAAUAAUAUAGUUAAACAGUUUACACACCGCUCUCUAAUUGAAUUAUUUACCCGGAAAAUAUCGUAUUAUAAUAUAACAUCGUACGUUAUGACUUAUGAUAUUAAAAUAUUUGAAUAUCGUCGUUAGUUUUUGCAUAUAUUUACUAUAUGGGUAACUCGUAUCUCUAACUACACAAGUAUUAUCCACAUAUAAGUCGGAAAAUACGUGAAAUGCAGUGAUUUUCACAGAACAGUAUACUCGACCAUAGGAACCGACUGUUUAUAAUCAAAUUGGUACUAAAAAUAAAAAAUUAGAAUACAUGAAGUUGGUAGAUUUUUUAGGGAGCACUGUAGCGCUAAAUAUUAUAGUAGGUUGCCUAUAUAAACCCUUUAAUUUUAAUUUUUAAUUUUGAGGCACUGACAUUAUUAUAGUGAUACAUCUAAUACAUCUCUCUCUUCUAUUUAAUAUAAUAAACCUAUAUAAGAGCAAAAAUGGAAAUUUUUGUUACAGGUUGGCUCCGAAACUACUCAUCCAAUCGUCAUAAGGUUUUUUCAGAUCUUUGAAAGUUCAUUUAAAAUAUGAACUAGUUCAUAAUCAAAAAAGUGAACUAGGUUUAUAAUUUCGUUCAUUUUUCAUGAAUACAUUUUGAACUUUUUUCGUUAAUUUAUAAAUUCAUUGAAAAUUAAAUUUUAACAAAUGAAAAUUAUACAUAUGCAUUUUUCAAUACGAUUUUAUUUCGAUAAUAUUAAAAAAAAGUUUUUAGGUUUAAUUUUAUUUUAAAAGAACCAGGUAUGAAUUCCCUCCAGAAUUUAUAAAUUUAUGAAUUUGAGCCAGAUACAAAGCUUUACUAUAAACUUGUAGUAAAGACCUUGUCAAGGACAUUUAUAUUUACUUUAAAUCAAGUUUGUAAAAGAGUAAGGCAAUUCAAACAGUUUCAAGACUUUUUCAAUAUAUCUCCUCACAAGAUUUUAAGACCAGCACAUUAACUUUCAUUUAACAUUAUUUAACUUUCAUUAUUUUAAAUUUUGAUGGCUUAUGUUUUCUAACAUAAAUAUUGCUCCAAUAGAAAACAACAAGGGACCUUUAUUGUUACAUUUUUAAUCUUUAGUUGACGAGUAAGAAAGUCACUUUUUGAUUUUCUUUAAAGUUUCUUUAAAAAUUGAGCAAAACCGAAAAAUACGGGAAUAUUUGCGAACAUUAUUUUUUUAUUAUUUAAAAUUUCAUUUUUUUUUUAAUGUAAUUCUUGAAUUACAAUAAAUAAUUGAAAAUAUUCGUAGAGACUAGAAAAAUGUACAGACAAUUUAUGUUUGCUUUUUCUAGAUGUGGUAAAAUUAUAAAAAAAAUUGAGAUAAUUUUGAGCUAUUAAUAGGCAUUCUAAUUUUGCAAGGUUUUUUUUACAUAAUUUUGAUGUGUUGGGUUUUCUAUGGAUAAAAUUGUUAGAUUAAACAGAAAUACUUGAAAAUUUGACAGGAAAUCCAUUAAAAAUCGUACUUUGUAGUAAAAAAAUAAGCAAAAACAACAAUGCCUGGAGUAUUAUUUAACAUUUAGGUCGCUAAUAAUUAAUAUUACGAUGUAAUACUUAAACGCAACUUAAAUAAUACUCAUUUUUAUAUUUUUUUAUUACAUUUAUUUAUUGUUUGACUUGUGUUUUUUUCUAUAUAUUAUAUAUACUUGUAUAAUGAUAUCUAUAGACUGUUGUGUAUGUAUACUUAUAUUAUUUAUUUUUUCAUUAAGCAUUAAUACUUUAGCAAAACAUUUUUUAUUUAUUAUUUUGUAUUAUAUAAAAAGCCUAGGAACAGCUUUAGCAAUAAUAUGGAGGAUACACUGAAUUUUCCUGAUGCUUUAAAUAAUUAUUCUGACAAUUUAAAUAAUUCUCUUAGUAUUUCAAAUGAUGUAUCUAGUGCUUUGAAUCAUGCUAAUAAUAUUGUUACUGCUGUAAGUAUUAUUUAAACCUACAUAAUUUCAAAAUAAAAUAACAACAAAUUGUUAUUAUAUAUACAUUUUUAACUAACUUUUGAACAAAAUUUUAAUUUUACAGCUUAACACAUUAAUCAUGUCUUUUUUGGAAGGAUAUAAUUCUCUAAUUGAAGACUUGCAAUCCUUGCAUGAUUUAAUGAAAGAGUGUAAUUCAGAAUGCAUGUAUAAAACUUUAAUUGGUAAUAAUAUAUUAUUAUCAAUUAAUGUAAUAGUACAUAUAAUACACCAUUAUUCUAUACUGUACUAAAUUACACUUAACAAUUUAAAAACAAAUAUAUGCUUCUUUUAGUUAUUUAUUUAUUAUAGAUGAGUUAAUUGAUUUGAAAACUUUAUCAAAUUAUGAAAGUAGACUAUACAAAUAAAUUACUAAAAAAUUACCCACUAGGUAUUCAAAUAUUAUUAUCUUAUCGUUUAGAAAAAUGGCAAAAAAUCAACAUAGAUUUCCUUCAACUUUACUGAAUUCACAAACUUUAAACAAAAAAAAUAUUUCUGCAAAAUCUUUAGCAACUAUUAUUGAUAUAAAUAUUGGAGAAAUUUUCAAUCAGUCUCCUACUGGAUUGAUAUACAAUGAUAUACCUAUAUCAUAAAACAUCAAUCCUAAAUCAUAAAUGUAAAUUUAAUAACAGUAUUAGAACGUUAUUAGGAGAUCCAUAAUAAGUUACAUCAUAACUAAGAAAACAUCCAUGUCUGUUAGUCUAACCGAUACUAUUGCAAAUCAGAUUGUUAAUAUGUUCCCAACUGAAGUAAAAGUUAGUAUAUUUAUUAAUUAUUAUAAUUGUUCUAUUUAGUAUAUAUAUAUAUAUAUAUAUAUAUGCUAUCACUUUUUAGGAUACAAAUAAAAAUCCAAAGGGGAAGCUGUAUGCAAAAUAUCACAACAGUAUGAGAACUCUGAUAACUAGUUGUUUAAUACCAAUGAAUACUCAUUCAAAAUUACCAGAUAAAAAUCGUAAUUACCAAUAUGAUUUGCAUUUUGGUAUAAUAUUAAACUCUCAUAAUAAUUUUUAUGUUUUUGAUUUUUAGAUGAAAUUAAAAAUAUUGUUCAACUGUAAAAGUUAAAAAUAAUGUAGGUUAUACUUAUCAGUAACAUAUUUACAAUUGCAUUUAGGGGGUAUUUCAAAAUUACAAACUUCUUUUCCUAAUAUUUUAUAUAUAGAUCAUACCAAUAUAUUGAAAAAACAUUGAUAAGAAGGUAUCUAUACCUAAAGCCCACAAGUAUUCACAUCAUAGAUACUAUUUUCAUUUUUAUUAUAUUAGUAUCCUACUUUAUGUUACAGAACCAGAAAAUGAUGUAGAGUAUAUUGUUGAACAAAUCAAACAUAAUAAAAACUGUCCAUUCCCUGAAAUAGAAAAAAACUGGAAAUCAACUACAAAGUUCCAUUUAAACGACAUUCAAACUUCAACGUCUAUAGAUUAUAUUAUUAGUAACUGGAGCAAAUAUAAAUUAACUAAAUAGGGAACAAAGUUAAAGAAUAUUCAAGCAGAUAAUUAUUUAAUUGGGAACUGAAAAUAUAAGUCAAAGUACGUACACAAAAUGUAUUUAUUAUUAGAGAAAAAUCAAGAAUGAUGAUGAUUAUAUUUUGUUAAAUUUGUUUAUUAUUAAUUUUACAGUACAUAUAAUUAUUUUAUAAAAAUAUCACCAUAUAUUUUGCAUCAAACUGGUUCAAGUAUAAUAUUUUUCUAUGUGUAUAAACAUUUUUAAAUUUUUAGAUGGAAAGAACACAAUUAUAUUUUACUUAUUAUAUGCUAUUUUUAUACCAACAUCAAAGAAAAUUAUCAAAGAUCACUCCGAAAGAAGCAAUCAAAUCAAAUUUUCUAUAAAAGACUCACAGAAUAGUUUUAUAAUAUUUAAGAAUACGGUUUUUAAAAUAGAAGAAUAAACUAACAAACGUUAUAGUGAAAAUUCUCCAAUAUCGUUCUCCAUCGUAUUCGCCAAUAUGGUUUUCGAUUUACCGAGUAUUCGAAUAAUCGUGGGAAAAAAAAUAAUUCGAAUAAAAUAAAGGUGAAAAAUUGUAUGUACCACAUUUAUUUUGAUAUUUAUUUAUUAUACAUAUUAUUAUAUUUUACGUUUAUUAAUUGUUAUUUAUUUACUUAACAAAAUUAAAUUGAAAUAUUAUAUUUUAUAUCUUAAAAAAAUCAGUUUUUUUUUUAGCGAUAAAUUUUUGGCCACAAUCUGGUCCAUAGUGUUAUCUAACUGAUUGAUAGCAAUGCAAAUUGUAUUGCUUUUUUUUCCGUCCAUUUCAGACUGCCCAAAAAAUGUAUGCAAUCCUGACAUAAAAAAUGUUGCUUCUUUCAACGAUAUAACAGGAACAAAUUCUUCAAAUUAUACACUAACUUCAAGUCUAUUCCAUGAGUUAAGCAGACUUUAACUUCCUCACCUUGAUUAGAACCUUUACCAAUUGUCUGUUCGUCCUUAAUAUAACCACAAGUUCUGAAGCAAUUCGCGAUAGUUUUUGCACUAAUAUUUUCCCAUGCUUUGUGCAUCAUUUCCAUUAGAUUAGGGUACACACAUUUUCUCUGUCUGAUUUCCAAUGAGUAACGUGUUAAUUGUGUAAGAUGGUAUUUUUGUUUGAGUAUAGUUAUAACCUAACCGCUAUACAUUUAUAUAUUUUCUUCGAAUUAUAGAGGUUUCGCUUUAUGUAGUUUUUCGAAUUAUCGCAGUUCGAAUUAUCGAGUGACUACUGUAUUUAAUUUAUUUAACUUAAAAGUACCCACAAGAAUCAGUUUUUGUAUGAUUGUUCAUUUAAAAUUUUUUUUUCUACCAACACUAAAUUUAAUAUUCCAUGUGUCACAAUUGGACAAAUAAUAUCCGAUUUAUCCCUUUGAUUCCCAAAUUUUUACUUUUUAAUUUAUUUUGUUUUUAUUGAUAUUCAUUGCAUUAAAUUACAUUCCAUAGUAACUAAAGAACGGGUUUAAUUGAUAUUGUAACUUCUUUGUGGUAAAGAUAAAUCAAAUCUGAUUAAAUAUAGCUGAUAUAUACUAGAUAAAAAAUCGAAAGUGUUUAAAAUAUAUUGGAAACUUUUCAAGGUUUGAUCCGACAACAAUUUAUCGAAUAGUACUGAGUAUUCCGAUACUUUUAGGACGUUCGGAACUAUAAAUAGCGUUUGGGUAACACAUUAAUAUUCACUAUCCACGAAAUAGAUUUGUCAUCAUUUAUUACAUAAGUACCUUUUAUACCUUUGUUAAUUAUUGAAUUUGUUUAACAAUUUUAAUUUAUAUAUAGUAAUAAUUUUGUUCUUUUUAAUAUUAGUAAUUUAGAAUAUUUGAAUACAGUGGUUUCUUUUACGACAAUAAUGGAACUAAAAACGGGAUCACGUAAAUACUUAAUUAAUAAUAUUUACAUUAUAAUCAAAUUAAAUAAUAAAAAACGAUUAAUAAAUAAAUCAUUAUUGUAUAAUUGCACUAAAAAUUGUAUCAUUAUUCUAUUGUAUUACCUUUACUAUUUUAGGAAAAAAUUUUUUAAUUUUCAAUUUGUUUUUUAAUAAUGCAUUAUUUUAAUUAGUUCAAAAUAAUUUUUUCAUAUGUAAUAUCAAGAUCAGUAAUUCCGAAAAAAAAAAAAUAAUAAUAAUAAUAAUAAUAAUUGUUAUGUAAAACGCAUCAGUAAACCUGUGUUUUGUUUUGAUUUUGAAAAUGAUAUGACUGAACACAUAGAAAAUUUGGCUAAACUGUUUUAUGGAAUUACUCCAUAUGCUGCUUAUAAUUUUGUAGAAGAAAACAUAAUUCUACACAGUUUUAAUAAUAGUCUUAAACUUGCGGGUCUUAACUGGUUUUAUAAUUUUGCUAGACGUAAUCCAUCAAUAACUAUUAGAAAAUUAGAAGCAACCAGUAUUAGCCGUAUAACAGUUUUUAACAAAACUGAAGUUUCACUAUUUUUUUAAAAUCUCGAGAUGGUAAUAGAAAAGUAUUCAUUUGCUACUUCAAAUAUUUAAAAUAUGGUUAAUCUGUUCUUUUAAAAUAUAUGAAUCGAUACAAGGUUGUACUUCUUUAAACCGAAAUAUAUUAUAGCAAGUUAAUGUAAUAUGACCUGUACCAGUAUGGUAAGGUUAUCGUUUCGUCUUUUGGGUUGUUUGAAUAAUAAAAGUUGUCACAUACUAUAACUCGUUUUGCAUUCAUAUAUAAUUAACUUAGCAAUAUAUCGAAUUAAUCUUCGUUAAAAAAAUAUUGCCAUUUGAUUAAAUCCAAAUGAAUUGAUUGUUUACUUGAAAUACACUCGAGUAAAAUAACAACCGAAAUUCGUCUAUCAAUUAAAAAACCAAAGGUUGAAUUUUUUUAUUGAAAGUAUGAAUACUGAAAACCGACUUGAUUGCUAUUGCAGUUGUCAUAAUUUCAUUGAAAACAAUUUUUAAUCUUAACUAAAAUGAUUAAAAAUAAUUUAAAUAAUUUAAAAAAAAUAUUUGAUCAUGUUUAACCUGUGUAAGGUGUAUAUUAAAAAUUAGUUGAGUGGUGACAACACUGCGGUUAAACUAUUAUAGUACAUUACAUUAAAAUUAUUAUUUUUAAAUACUUACCUUGAAAUUUAACCAAACCAUGCUGUAUAGAAAUAAUUAUUUUAUAUGCUUAAUGAUUAUAUAUAUUAUGAACCCCCUCUUUAAAUAUUAUAUUCAAUAAACCUGUAAUAUCGAGUUUUGAAAACCUUACACCUUAACAUAUUAAGUCACUACACUACAAGAAAUAAAAACAACGUAAAUAUUAAUUUAAGUAGUAUUGUAUAUAUAUAUAUAUAUAUAUAUAUACAUAAUGAUAAAAAUAAUAUAUAUAUAUAUACUCAGUAAAUUUACUAUUAAAUUUGUAUUAAGUAAUAACCACGGUUAUCUACUUCGGUUAACUAAUAACAAUGCAUCAAGAAAUUUGUAUUAAGUUUUCAUAUAUUUUUAUCGUAAAAAAUAUUUUAUUGACAAUAAUCGAAAAAAAUGAAGAAAUCCGUAAAUAUAAAAAUUACAUUAAAUAUUUUGGAAUUCAUAUUAUAUUAAGAAAAUAGCAACAGCGACCCAUGCCGUCGUUGACGACCACUUGUACCUACUCGCAUGCACAAUAUAAUGCUAUAUAAUGAGCGGUGAAUGGUGGUGCGGAAAUCACUCACGCUAAUAAUCAAAGUAGUAUUUUUAAACAAUAAAUUUAUAACGCUGUCCAUGUGCACUUUAAAGCUAAAUUUAAAUGCUAUUUGAGAGGAUUUUUUUUUUAGAUUCUGUUUUUAAUUAACGGUUAACAAAAAUAGCGAAAUUACAUUAAUACAAGCAACGUCAGACAAUCUAUUUAAUAUUUACUGCAAUGACACUUUAGUUUAUAAUGUGUAACAUAAAAAGUAAAACCGUUUAUUUCGGUUUGUAUUAUUACUAUUAUUUUUUUUUUUCUAAACGAUUAAUGCAAAGUACCCUGCCUUAAAUAAAUUUAAUAACGGGAAAUGUAAUUUCCUGCGUAUGUUUAUCGGCCUGUAACGCCGAGAUUAAGAUGGUCCUACUUUUUAUACGUUAUGGUUCUAUGGCACAAUACAAUACUAUUACAUUUUAUAUUUUUAUAUAUGACGACUCAUUAAACCAUUUAUGGUUUUUGUUGUGGUUUACUUUUUAGUAACCAUCAUUAGGUGAGUUUUCGUUCACACAUUCGCGUAUUUUUAAUAACCGAAAUACAUGCAAUUUUAAAUUCUGAGUGGAACGAGGAAUGUAUUAUUGAUUUUACAAUAAUGUCUUUUUUUUAUCUAUGCACAAUUUUUCUACCAGAAAUUUUGCUCCGAUUUUCAAGUAUAAUAUUUUUUGUAAAAGGAAAUCUGACUGAGGUUGUACUUAAUUGAAGUUUCUCCAGCCGUUUUCAUAUAAAUGGGAAAAACUGGAAAAAAACUUAGGGAAACCGGGACACAAUGUUUUAGUUUUGAAGUGUAGAAGAAUGUAGUGUGGAAAAUUGAAAUUUCGACAGAAAACUUAUAACUGCCUCUUCUAGAUGUAGUAAAAUUUUCGAAAGUUUUGAACCAUUUUUAAGCUUUUUAUAAAAUUUAGUUAAAAAUAUUCGUAUAGACUCUAUGAACUUAAAAUUUGGACGGAACAUUUAUAUUUUACUUUCCUAGAAAUGGUAAAAUUUUUAAAAAAUGUAAACCAUUUUUGAGCUAUUUAUAAAAAUUUUAAUUUUUCGAGUUUCGUACGUAAUUUUUAUUCGGUCGGUACUCUGUGGUAAAAUUGUUAGACUUAACAGAAAUGUUAAAAAAAUUGAGUUUGAAGUAGUAUUUUUUUUUUUAUAGUGGAAUUUUAAUAUUAAAAUUUAAUAAGAAAAUCGUAUUUAAUCGUAUUUUUUCCCUAUAAUAAUUUAUAAGGAAAUUUAAUCUCCAUGGUAAAUUAACGAGGUUAUUUUUCGAAUUUUCUAGGAGUGAGUUUUUUUAACAAAUGUGAAAAACCAGGAAAAACGCAAGAAAAACAGGAAAAUUGGUACAAUAAUAAACAUAUAUUAUUAAAGAAAAAAUAUAAUGUCUAUUUAAUUAUUUUACCAUAAUAUGAAGAUUAUAAGUGAAUUUGACUUCUGUUUUUUCUAAUCAUUAUGGAAUUGUUUAAGCUUUAUUUUAAAACAUUUUUAAUUUUUUACCCCUAUUUCAUAUACCAUAAAUAAGUACAUAGUUUUGAUUUUUAAAUAGGAAACCCUCUCCAUUUCGAACGCAGAAUAGAAUAGAGAUUUAUUUUUAAAAAUGUUGAUACAUAACAUUAAUGUAUUAUAAAUUAUAUAAUUUAUAAUUUAAAAUAAUGCUAUUAAACGAUUCCAUCAGAAAAUACAGAAAUAAAAUAAAUUUUAAUUAAUGUAUACCUGUAACCUUAGAUCAUAUACUAUGAUUGGAGCCAUAGCUUAUCUUGCCUGUAUAAACAAUUUGAAGCAUACAUUAGCGACGAGUCUCUCAUUGAGAUGCGUUAUUUGUACAUGCGCGAAUAUACUCAUCACAUAUUUAUUUUAUAAAUAAACGCGAUAUUUAGUAUUCAAAUAAAAUAUAAUAUAGUUGUUUAUUUUAUUUAUUUGUAAUUUAAAAAUGAAAACAAUUUUAAUGUAAAUCACCCAAAAAUGUAAUUAAAAAGCAAAAACUUAGUUUAUGAUAAAAAAAAUAGGUAAAAAUUUAAAUAAUAUAUAUUCAUAAUUAUAAAUAUUAUAUUAUCUAUGUAAAAACCGUGAUAAUACACAAGAUAUCGAGAAUUUUCACCACCUAAUAAUAACAGCAUCAAAAUAUCAAAUUGUUCAAGCAAUAGGUACCUAUUGACACAUACUAGACAGGUAGGUACCUAUAUUAUAUUAUUCAUGAAUAAUAUCAUAUAUAAAUAUUUUAUACUAUUAUAUUAUGUAUUUACUUAUAUUAAUACAUAUAGCAUGAUUUAUCUUAAAACAUGUAUCAUUUUAAUUACAUUGUAAAAAUUGAAAAAAAAUAGAAAAUGUCCAUAAUUUUAGUAAUUUUCCUAUUAAAAUACAUAAAAAACAUACAAUUUCUGGUCUUCCAUCGGGUAGACAGCAAACCUGACGUCAAUUUCAACUACAGUAAUGUUUUCAAUCAACUGAUGAGCCAAGUUUUUACACUUUAAAUCCACCUUGGCGACGAGUAUACUCGCGCAUGCAGAGAUAAUGUUUCUCAACAAGAGACUCGUCUUUUAUAUAUACACCAAAUAUCGAGACAUGGCUCCAUUCAGAGAAGGUAUAUGAUACCAAAUAAAAAUUACGUAAAAACUCACAAAAUUAAAAUGUCUAUAAAUAGUUCAAAAAUUAGUUAAAUUGCCACGUCUAGAAAAAUUAAAUAUAAGUUUUCUGUCAAUUUUAGUCUAUAUGAAUAUUUUAUACUUAAUUGUAUUAAACAAAUACAUUUUAAAAUAGUAAAAGAAUUAUUUUCGUAAAUUUUCCCGUUCUUUCUGUAUUUUUCUUCGAUUUUGCUCGAUUAUAAAAAAAAAACCUACAAAGAAAAUCAAAAUACAAAUAACUUACUUAUGAACUAGAUUAAAAAUGCAACAAAAGAGGUCUCUUGUUGUUUAUACAUUGUAGCAAUAUUUAUGGUAGAAAACAUAACCCGUAAAAUAUUAAAAUAAUAAAAUCGUUGUGUCAUAAUUAAAAAAAAAAAUAUUUUGUCUUUUUUGGUUUUUCCUAAUUAUUAUGAAAAAUGCUAUAGAUAUUAAAAAAUGAUUUUCCCAGUCAGUGUUUAUGUGUUAAAAGAAACAAAAUCGAAUUUUUGUCAUUUUUUAGUUAUAGUAAUUUUAUUGGUAGAAAGCUAUAACACAAUGAUAAUAAUAAAAAGUUUUCCCCCUAUUAUUUGGAAAACCUCUUGGAAAUUAAAAAAUUACCUCCUCAAUGUACCAACUAGAGAAAAUUACCUUUCAGAAAAGGUUGAAUAGUCUAUAUUUUAGAUCUAAUUUUUUGGUAAAAAAGUUGUUCACAGACACAGAAAUAAAAAUAAAUAUACAAAAUAUAAAAAUACACAUCAUAUAACAAAUAGAUCCCUCGCUACGUUCCUAAUCUAAAAAUAAAUAAAUAAACCAUCAAAAAGAAACGAUGUUAUCAAUCGAUAGUUGAAAUACAUAUGAUAAAUAUUGACGAUCAUUACUUUCUAUGAAUCAUUUUAACGUGUUUAAUAUUUUUAAUGGGAAUUAGGGUAGGUAAAAAUGUUGUGAAGUAGUAAAUUUGUCGGGGAAAGAAUAGGAGUGGUUAUCUACAGUUAAAACGGGAUGCGAAACGGCCAGGAUAAAAAAAAAACUUGUCGGGAAAUGGUUGAAGAAAUUAUUUCGGUUAAUAAACUGUCUAUUUUUAUAAUUUUUCGACCGUUAAAAAUAUACCAAACAACACUGAAGGUGAGGACGAUUGAGCUUGAAUCGAGGCUUUCUUCGAGCUCCACAUUUCAUACACUGAAACUGACUAUCUUUUUUGACACCCGUAAAAAACAGGAACUACGCACAUAAAAAACUGACCUUUGGUCCAAUAGUCUGUAAAAAUAAGAAAUGUCCAAAGCUUCUGAGACAUUUCAUAAGAUAGUUGUUAAGUUCCCAAUCCUAACCGUAUGAAGUAAGGUUUUAUCGUACAUUGAAUUACUGUAUAAUUUUGAUAUCAAAAUUGAUCCUUAAGAUAUUUUGUAUCCUAGCCGAUGUAUGUAAUAUGUAAUAGUGUAAGUACUCCCAGUUUAAAUGCAUUGUACCUAAUGAUCUAUGAACAACUAAUAAAACACCAUUGAGUGCAUCGUCAUUUAAAAUUAAUUAUGAAAAUAAUAAUAAUAAUAUGUAAUAUAAGUACGAACAUGCGAUCUAUCAAUCGUGUUUCUUUUGGGAAAAAAAACUGUUAUUCAUUUUUAUUUUUUUUAACAUUUAGCAUUAUUUUAGAUUUUUAUUUUGAAGUGGAACUGCCAUAAAAUAAUUAUUAUAAUAUUUGUUACUUGUAUGAUAAUAAUUAUUCGGUGUCUGAUCAUAUUUUGAGUUUUUUUUAUUCGUAUGUAUGAGAUAUAAACAUAAAAAAUACUUUAUGAAAAAUGAUUAUACCAUUAUUAUGAACGCAAAUUAAACAACAAACGAUACUACGCAUGUGUAGGUUGCGUCUAACGUAAUUGUGUUGUUUUCCGUUACAGACUAUGAUCACAAUACGAGUUAUUACGAUACUAUAACAAUAUAAAAAGAACUCGAAGAAAUUGCUUGGUCCAAAAAUAUUUUCUCCUUUUGACAGUUGCCAUUCGUUAACCGAAUAGAGAACAAGUUGUUCAGCACCGUAUAAAAUAUUGUGAAUUAACAGAAAGACUUUUCACAAAAUAAUAUUAGAAUUGCAUUUAAGACGAACGUGAAAAGUCGUUUAAGUAUUGUAAUCGAUCUGUGAUAAGAAACUACUAUUCGUUUCUAUUUUUUUUUUUUUUGUAAUAAUAAGAGAGCAUCGAAUCGUACGUAGAGUAUUAUUAAGAUGAAAUCCUCAUCCGCUAACGCUAACGCGACGUCAACAAAGACCGUUAUAAUAUUAUUUAUCGUAUUUACGACGAUGAUAAAAUAUUCUUCAGGAUUGGAUUAUUCGAAAAUACAGGUAAUUUUUAUGUAUUAUAUUUUUAUAUUAUAAGUGUAAUUAAAAAAACUAUUUAAUUUAGUACUAUAGGAUGAGUGUUUUUCUGGGGUAUAAUUUUUUCGAUUAAGUUGUACAAAUUUUGAAGGAUUUUUAUCUCUCUAAAGUAUCUCCCCCGUCAGAUUUCCUUUUAGAAAAAAUUCUAUCAUUGUAAAUCGGAGCAAAAUUGCUAGUAGAAAAGUUGUUCACGGAAAGAAUGAAGGCUAAAAUAUUUUAAUACUAAUACCUGCAUUUCGUACAUUUUUCUGUUUUUUCUACGUUUUUCACGAUUUUUCCCAUUUAUUGGGAAAACUCCUAAGAAAUUCUAAAAAUAACCUCGUUAAAUUAACAUGGAGAUUAAAUUUUUUUUCAUAAACUAAGCUACAGUUAAUACAUUGGAGGAGGAUUUCUAAUAGAAAAGUUUGCACAACAAAUUGAGGGGUAUUUUACGAUUAAAAUAGUCCGAGUGAGCGUAGGCUUGGAUCUUUAGGUACUCCUAAAAUGCAUUUAUUUUUUCCUUGUUUAGGUAAAAGAAAAAAAAAAGCAAACGAUUUUUUUUUGUAGCAUGGGUUCGGAACUUGCGGACUUUAGGAUGAAACUAGGUAUAUAUAACCAUUCGGCAACGAAAAACAUAUACUAUUGCGUUGACAAUAUUUAGUAUAACAUAUGAUGUCCACAUAAUACCAUAUCAUCAGCUAUAAUUUCGAAACACUUAGUCCGCUCAAUUCUGACUUCACCAUCGUUCUUAAAUCAGCAGUAUACAUAUGUUCAAAAAAAAAAAAAUUAACUCAAAUUUUCUUUUUUUGACCACAAAGUAAGACUCUAAAUGAACCUCCUGUUAAAUUGUCAAACAUUUCUGUUAAGUCUAACAAUUUUACCACAGAGUACCUACCGAAUAAACAUUACGCACAAAACUCGCAAAAUUAAAAUGUUUAUAAACAGCUCAAAAAUAACUUAAAUUUUUUGAAAAUUUUACCACAUCUAGACAAUUCAAAUAUUAAUGUUCUGUCCAAAUUUUAAGUCAAUAGAGUUGAUACAAAUAUUUUUAACUAAAUUUUAACAAAAAUAUGUAAAAAUAUAAAAUAUAUAAAAUUGUUAUAUAAAGCUUAAAAAUGGCAAAAAUGUUUCGAAAAUUUUACGAUGUAUGGAAAAAGCAAACCUCCCAAAUACUUCACUCCAAAUGAAAUAAAAUAUAAAAUCAACAAACUAAAAAAUGGAAAAGCCCCUGGACACGAUCUCAUUACAAACAAUAUACUCACAUCUUCAAUGCAAUGCUUAGACUUUCUUAUUUCCCACCACUCUGGAAAAUUUCAACAAUCAUAUUAUUACAUAAACCUGGCAAACCCAAAAAUAUAACAUCUUCUUACCGUCCAAUCAGCCUCCUCCCUUCCCUGGGAAAAUUAUUUGAAAAACUUCUAUUAAAACACCUUCAAAAUAUCUCAGAAAUAAAUAAAAUCAUUCCUAACUCACAGUACGGCUUCCGAGCUAACCAUUCUACUAUUCAUCCUCUACAUCGCCUCACCGAUGCNUUACACUGCAGAUAUACCUACAUCCUCUUUCACCAUUCUCAAUACUUUUGCCGACGACACUUGUAUCUUAGCCUCCGAUUUUGAUCCCACAAUAACAAGCUUCAAACUCCAACACCACCUUAACAUACUCGAAAACUAGUUCACACUAUGGAAAAUAAAAAUUAAUACAAACAAAUCUAGCCACAUUACUUUCUCCCUUCGCCCAAACAAUUGUCCUCCAGUCAAACUUUGCAACCAAUUAUUACCUCAAACCAACCAAGUUAAAUACUUAGGGCUUAUUUUCGACAAACGAUUAACUUGGAAAGACCACAUAUUUGACAAAAGAAAGAAACUAAACUCCAGAUUACAUCUACUACUUCCUCUCUUACGAUCAAACUUAAACUUUAAACUNCUUGGCAUAUUCACUUAACUGUUUCUUUUUUACUUCUACCAUCUUUACUUAUUAUGCUUCCCAAGUAUGCAAACUCUUCUACUUGCUCAUUUUCGACAAACGAUUAACUUGGAAAGACCACAUAUUUGACAAAAGAAAGAAACUAAAUUCCAGAUUACAUCUACUACGUCCUCUCUUACGAUCAAAUUUAAACUUUAAACUCAAAAUUCUUAUUUACAAAAUGUUGAUCUUUCCGCUAUGGUAUUAUGGUAUUCAAAUUUGGGGUAAUGCCGCCCCAAGUAACAUAUAAAAAAUCCAAUUAUUUCAAUCCAUCUGCCUUCUCACUAUUACAAAAUCCCCCUGGUAUGUAAGUAACAAAACCCUUCACUCUGACCUGAGAAUAAAUUAUAUAAACCAAGUCACUAAAACUGCUUACCAAAAACUCCACAUAAAAUUUAGCUUCCAUAGUAACCCUAACAUUAGUUAACUUGCUUCACAACACAUCCCGGACAACCCCCCACGAAGACUUAAACGAAAAUGGGUUAGAAACCUCCUCCAUUAAUAAAUACCCAAGUAAGUAGCUCCAUUGGGAGCCCUCCUACAUCGUGCCAUUUUCAUGUUAUGUAAUCCUCUACAUCAUUAUUACUUGUUGUGCUUAAUUGUAUAGUUGUAUAUUUUAUUAAAAAAAAAAAAGUUUCAACGUAUAGUCGAUUGUUUUAACGUAAAUGAAAUUGUAGCACAUUUGGUAAUAUUGGGAUCCAUUAUAUUCUAUUAGUAAUAUACCAUUUUUGAAAAUGAUAUAAAUCCGAUUGCAACUGUGUAGCAUCAACUUCUGAAUUAAUAAUUUUUGUGUCAACGUCAUAUAAUAAGAUGUUUGAGUAUUUAAUUAUUUAAUUUAUAGAAAGAAGAAAUAAAAUAAAUAAUAAAUAGUCACCUUGUGGAACAUCUGAGUUCAUUGAUCGGACAGAACAAAAAUUACCAUAUUUUACUGUUUAAAAUCAAUUUUGAAUAAAAAAAAUGAACCAUGAUACAAACGGAUCAUAUGUAUUAUAGUUUUAAUUUAAUAAUAAGUAAUUUAUGGUCUACGCGUUCUAAGUGUUUUAAAGUCAGUGUAGAUGAUAUUGGUAUGAUAGCACCUAGAUUAUUGCUCUCGCCAUAUUAUAUUUUGUUUAAAGUAAGCAAAAUUAGUUACUGUUGAACGCUUUUCUCUUCAGCCAUAUUGUUUGUUCAUAAAUUAACCAUUUAAUAUGAGUGUAAUUUUAAAACUGAUAAUUUCAAAAUAUAUUUAUUAUGGAGUAUCGAGAUUUUUUUUUAAAUCGGACAGUAAUUUAUGAAAAUGUUCCUUUCGUUUCACGUUUACCUUUUUUAAAUAAUGAUUAUAUAAAGACAGUUUUCCUAAUAGGAAAUAUACCUGUGUACAAAUAUUAUUUAAACAGAAAAAGAAUGGGUGUGUGGUGGUGACAAAAUGAAACGACAUUGGUAUUAAAACUUAAAAUAUAUAUUAGGUCCAUAAUAACAAUUUAUAUCAAGUGUUUCGAAUUCGUUAAAUACACCAAAAUGAAAAAUAUCACUGUUAAAAUUAGUAGGAAACGGAGGUAUUUAAAGUAUCUAUAAAUAAUGUUGUUUGAUUGCGACUGAGUAUACAAUAAUUUUAUAUAUUAACGUUAAAGUAUUAAAUUAUGUUAUUUCAUGCAAUACCUACGUACUUCAUACACUUACCAAAUCAGUCCGAUAAAACAUGUAAUCUAAAAUUAAACUAGUUAAUUUUAUGAAUCCCCAUAUUCAUGCAUUUUAUAGUUUGUACGUUGGAUGUCUUUAAGAUAAGAUGCGAUAUGUGAUUAAACCUAGCCUGACCAAUUUAUUAUUUUUCUUAUCGAGUGGUAGAACUCGAGUUAUAUGUUUAUUUCUCGUCCAGUUACAAUAUACCAUCGUUGUACGUAAACGUAUGUAUUUAAGAUUUAUAACAUCUAUAUACGUGUUUUAAUUUUUGGAUUAGGAAAAAAUUGUUUUGUUAAUUGUUUUACAUGGAUUAAAUAAAUUAAAUAAUUAAAAUUUAUAAUUAAAAUAAUUAAAUGAUAUUCUUUUGAAACAACAAUUUGACGAAGCUAAAACGUGAAGGCAAAAUAAUAGUUCUAUUUUAUCUAGUUAUUUGAAUUUAGUAUCUGACAUCAAAAAAAUGAAAAUUAAAAACACAGACCCGUGGCUAUUGGCACGCGAGAUAUUUAAUAUUAAUAAAUGAUGUUGAAAUAUUAAUUAACCCUGUAAAUGAAAAUAAUUCUAAUUUCAAAAUAUACUUUAGGAUAAACGAUAUGUUUAAGAUUUUUAAAUUUUUCAUAAUAUGCCAAUAGACCAUGGAGAAAGAGACCGUACGUUGUUUGAAAUUAUUAAAAGAUAUACAAAUAUUAUUCAAGCUAAUGCAAAACUAUAUUUAAAAAUGUGUAUUCAAAGAAAACAGAAAAAAAAAAAUGGUAUUUUUGUCGAACUUAUGGUUUUUAUGAUUUUAAUGGGCCACUAAACCUUGCCUUUAAUAAAAUAAAAAUAUUUACGCCCAGUAACAUUACAAAUCAAUAGAUUUUGCAACAUUGCGUUGCUCUAAAAAUUAAAUUUCUCGGCCCACAUUUUUUAGACUUUGAAUUAACAGAAUAAAAUAUAUUAUAAUUAUUAUUCUAGUAUGGUUAAAAAUUAAUUUUAACCGUCCUGUUGCGUCAUUAUUUUAGUUAGGUUAAAAAUUUGAUUUUUCGUCAUUUCCGUCUCGCCGUCUCUUAUACAUAUUGGCUAUUAUUAUUAUUGUAAUAUUAUCUUUUCAUAUUUUUUUUUUGUGACUUUAACUUUGCUACUAACUACUUUAGAUUCUGAGCAGAACGAGGAAUAUAUUGGUUUUACAAUGUUGUUUAUUUUUUUUUCUACUAGACAUUUUGCUCCGAUUUUCAAGUGUAGCACUUUUUCUGAACGAAAAUUUGACUGGGGUACCUAGUAGGUAUUUUAAACAAGUCAUUUUUCGAUUUUCCCGGGAGUUUUUAUAAUAAAUGGAAAAAACAUAGAAAAAACGGAAAAAUUUACGAAAUAUGUUAUUUUCAAAUCGUAUAAUAUUACGGCCUUUCUGCAUAAAUCAUAACAUAUAUAACCUAACUCCGCUCAGAAUCGUUUUUCGUUUGCAACGAUUAAUUGUUACGUACCGAUAAUAAAUAUACAGUAAUAGUCAUUAAUCCCAACUUCUCAUCUACAAUAGUGGCCCACCUAUCGUGCAAAAUAUGUUCAUAUCUUUUUAUAAAAAUUAAAAAAUUCAAUAAUUUAUUAUAAUACAAAAUAAAUAUACAUAAAAUUAGUUUUGUAUUUUAUCUAAAAAUGCAUGGAAUCACCAAUUUUUUAAUUUCUUCAUAGUAAAUCUGUUUCUAAAAGUGUGAACUGCAGAUUGUUUAGGAAGACUGAACAAUAGUUAAUGAGAUUUUAUUGAUUUCAACCAAAAUUCAGUACGAAUUUUAUCAAACAUCAUUCGACUAACUGUUUACACUAACUAAAUAAUAUUUGUAUUAUUUGUUAUAUAUAUUUUGAAACAAAAUAUGAUUUUCUUUUUGUGAUUAAUUUCUUCAUGAUGCAAUAACAUAAUAAUUAAGUAUCAAUAAACCGAGUUUUACAUUUUUGUAAAAGUAUGGAAACGUUUUAAAUUAUUUUUAAAACAUUUUUAAUUUAUAGUAAAAAAGUAUUAAACAAAUUUGAACUUUCAAAUAGCUAUCAUAUAUAAACUAUUUGUACAAAUACUGCUCUGAAAAUGUUUUAUUAUAGUUACAUAAUUACAACUAUGUGUAACUUUAGUCACUUGCCCCACGAUGAAAUAACACUGAUAUUAGUAUUUUUAAGUAUUCCAUUUUGCAUUUAUCGUUUGUUAAAGAGCAAGUGUUUUUUUUUUUUGAUAUUUUUUACUGUAAACAUGUUUAAAAACAAUUUUAUUCAAUUUUAACAGUGGAUAUAAAUAAAGAACUUCCAUAACAUUAUAUUGCUUGCAAUUGGCAUCAUAAUUUAAAAUUAAAUAUUAUGCGAGAAAUCACCAGUUCAAGUUAGACUUUUUAAAAUCACGUUCCACUUCACCUUACGUUUUUAAGUAUAAUCAAAAUUAACUGAUUAAUAACUGACAACUGAAUUUGACAACUUUCAAAAAUCGCUAUAUGGUAAUACAUUUAAUAAAAUAUUAUGUGUUAAUUUGUUGUCUAACAUUAUGAAUAUCUAUCUAAGAUUGAUUUUUCUGAAGAAAAGAAAAAUCAUGAUUUUUCUUCUAUUAAUUUUGACUGUCAGUCAUAAGGUGAAUGACUUGAUGAAUGAUGAAUCUAACUGAUCUACUGAUAAUACUUUAAGUGUAGUUCAUUUAUAGUAUGUUUAGAGUUAUUGACAUUCUUAGAAAAUAGUGUCCUAAUUACUUUUCUGAAUAAUAGGGAUAAAAAUCUUUUUGCAAGUACGGUGAUCGCCGUCGGUUUUCAACAGAAUCAAUUUUUUAUACUUUAUAAUAUGUUUUAUGUAUGAAUGUUUGAAAUUCAUAAAUUAACGUUUUACAACAGACUGAUAUAGAUGAGAUUAAUCUAUAAUAUGUUAAGCGUGUUAUAAACUUAUGUCUAAAUUUUUGGGAGUUAAAACAUAUGAACAUAUAAGGUCACUAAUAGUAUUUAUUAGAUUCUAGGUGGGGCGAAUAAUCUUAUGGUUUUACAAAAAUAUUUACUUUUUGUUUUUUUUUUUUAUCUGUUAACAAUUUUUCUACCAGAAGACUUGCUCGGAUUUCUAAAUGUAGCACCUUUCCAGAAAGGAAAUCUAUGUGGGGAGGUCAUUUUUCAAUUUCCUUAGUUUUCUUAUCAAAUUUAAAAAACCGAAAAAACCCAGAGGAAAAAUGGAAAAAUUUAAGUAAUAUAUUUGUAUGAUAUUAAGAUUUUUUUUUUUUAUGGACAACUUUUCUAACAGCAAUUUUGCUCCAACUUAUAAUGACAGCUAUUUUUUUUUAAAGAAAUUUCACUGGGGAAGUCUUUUAAAGAAAUAAUUUUUCGGGAGUUUUCUUAGCAAAUGUAAAAAAUUGAGAAAAAACACGGGAAAACCGAUAAAAACGUUAGAAAACCGGGAGAAUCGGUACAACAAACAAAUAUUCAGAAUAUAUAGAAAUAUAUAGAAAUAUUACAGAAAAUACAUAAAGCCCAUUUAAUUAUUUUACUUUAGUAUGGCGUAUAUAUUGUUGACAAAGCAUCAUUAUCAACUGAAUUUCGCUCAGAAUCGUUUUUUCGUAAGCAAUAGUUUAUCGUUGCUUACAAGUAUACAUUAAAUUGAUCAUAUAUAAGAAGUAUAUUAUUGCACUACUAUACUCUAUCUGUUGGUUGUUUUUAGGGAUUCAAUACGAACUUGGGAGAAGCUGCACAAUUCAUUCGCGAAUGGGAAAACGAAGCGCUGACCUUGUGCAACCGAGUAGCAACCGCGCAGUGGACGUACGCGACUAACAUCACUGAACAUAAUAAGAAACAAAUGGUAAAUCCUAUGGUACCUAAUAAUUUAAAUAUCGAACAGUCUACUACAUAACCAUUCCAUAGAUGCAACUAGAGGUCUAAAACUGGGGGUCGCAUAUUUUUUGAAUGUGACACAGACCCACAGUAACUUAGCUCUUGUACCCCCUACACAUUAACAAUAUUACAAACAAUAUAAAAAAGAUACUACUUGGUUUCCUCAAAAUAUUACAAUAUAUUACUAACUUCUUUCAAUAACAACGCCGAUCUACGUUUGUAAAAUUAUCAACUAUCAGUUUUGUAUCGAUUAAAUUAACGAUAUCCCUUUAAAUACUUAAAAUACAGGGUACCACACGAAGAAAUAUUCAUUAUAAUAUCUUGUGAGGUAAUAAAGAUAAUUGAAUUCUCUUUAUAUUAUUAUUUAUAUAUUACAGGAAUGACUACAGAUAUUUAUAUUUUAAUUACAUUUUUAUGUAAUGAAUACAUUUUUUAAAAAUUUAAAAAUUUAAUUAUUUAAAUAAUAGGGCCGAAGGGUACUCCAAACCUAAUAAUAGUUCCCUAAAAAUAUGUAAAUGCUCUGAAUGUUCAUAUCACACCCAAAAAUAAUCUUGCAUCAUAAUUUAGUUUAACUUUUGCAAGUGUUUGAUUUCCGUUUCUCUCGUGUGGAGAUUUAAUAAAAAUGCACAUAAUAAUAUUAAAAUUCCGAUAUUAAUUUUUUAAAAAAAUUAAGUUUUCUGUUUAUUAUACACAACUGAUUAGAGAAAUUCAUUUGUUUUGACCACUACUUCGCUGUGGCAAGACAGUAAAGCUAAUCAGUCUAUAAUCAUAAACAACACACAAUAUUUAUAAACAGUUUUAAUUCAUAUUUUUAUUUUACUGUUUUUAUUGUGGAAAGUCACUCACAGGAUAACAAAGUGAAAUGUUAGUAUAAAUAAUGUAUAUUCAACUGUUAAAAAUAAAAUAUCUAAAUACAACGUUAAUAUGAUAUGUCACCUUACACAUUACAGAAUACAGAAUCUGUUCUGUUUAUGCAGUAGCGGACAUAGGAUAAGUUGGACUCAAUAUUUUCCAUAUUAAUUUUGAAUAAUGAAUACUAAUUAUAAAAUACAGACUUAUCUGUCAAUCAAUCAACAUUAUCGAUUAUUGUAAUAAUUGAUCUAACUACAAUUUUAACGACAAUUAUUUAAAUUAAUAUAACUAUAAAUAUAAAAUAACUGUCUCACCCACCUUGAAUCCACCGCUGUAUUUUUACCUAGUCUUACUAAAAAAAAAAGCAGGAAGGAGAUGUAUCCUCUAUAUCUCCCCAGCAAGUUGUAAUCACAUUUACUAAUUGACUAUUAUUAUUAUUAAAGUUGAUGUUGGCUAUACACUUUUUUCCUAAACUUUAACAAAUUAUUAAAAAUCAUGAAUUUAUUGAAAAUUAAAAGUUGCAACGCUAAAAUUUUCAGACGAAAAAACUCUAUAAAAUAACUAUCUUACAUUUUUAAAAUAGUUUACCACCGCGCAUACCAGGGUUAUAACUUAUAAAUUAUAAGUGUUAGUAGUAUGGAGUAAACGAAGACUGCUGUUAUAUUUUUUGAAGUGAAUGGCGUUAACGCCUAAUUUUACCUCCAUAAUAUGACAACGAUAUUAUUUAUAAAAUAUUUAAUUGAGUUUAUUAUUUUAACACAUAGAUAAUGAAAUAUGAUGAAAUAUGAUGAUAACAAAAAAUAUAACAAUCCAAUUACCAAUUAUCAUUGAUGGACCGCAUUAAAUAUACGAGCGUCAUAACCGAGAAAAUAAUAAUAAUAAUCAUUGAUAGACGUUUUCAUAUUACACUUUUAUCCAAUUAUCUACCCGAUGUAGUUUUUCAGAACAAAUCGGAUUAUUUUUCGAUUAAAAGUCCAACAUAAGUUCACACUCGUGUUUACGGUUACAGCGAGCCACAUGUUAGACUGAGAACAAUUGAUUUUUAUCAUACCAUGCAAUAACAUUUUAGAAUAUUAUUUUCCUGUGUGUUAUAGUUCUGCUUAUUAAUUAUACAUUUCAUUCAGCACCUACAUAAGUAAAUGGUCCUGAAAAUUAAUUUUAAUAUGAUAAAAUAUGUUUAAAAACUAGGGGCUCACCCCCUUUCUUGAAUGUACCUACGGGCCACAACAUCAAACUUACGGUGUUAGACUGUUCAGUCAAACGAAAAUAGUGUUGGAAUUCAAGCCUUAUGUAAAGCAAUCGCUCAUCAUGUAAGAGAUUCGAGUUCAAACCCGGUAAAACAAUGAUUGGUUUUUUAGAACAAUGCUUUCCAGUCCAGCUACCCUAUUUUUCGGACUAGAAAAAUCGUGUCAAUAACCCUCUGAACGAUGCGUGUUUUUUUUUUUUUAAGUUAAUUGAGAUUCAAAAAACGGAUAACUAACGAACAAAAAAAAAAUAUGUCGUCACGCUUAAUACAAUAACAUUUACUCAGAGGUAGAUCCAGGAUAAUAUAACGGGGGAGCGGAUAAUUUUAAGAAUGCAUUUAAGACACAAAUCUAUGAUGAAAAAAAAGCUAAGAAUAUAUCGAAGGAAGAUCGCCCCAUCGCUUCCCCCUGAGUCCACCAUUGAUAUUAAUUAAUAUACGUAAACUAUUGACAAAUUUAAUAGUCACGCUUCAAAGCUUUAGUGGUAUUUUAAGGCACACUCUACAGAGUAUGCGAAUCUGGACCGACAUGUUUUAAUGACUGGAUUAUGCAUACAAUUUUAUAAAUAAUGUGUUUUGUAUUUUUGUAUUUUCUUAAAAUUUAACAAAGACAUAUUUUUCAUGUUUAGCAACGCCUAACGUUACCACCCGGAUGUGUGACCGUUCAGGUACACGAUAAUGAUAAUAGUUAUAUUAUUAUAACAUGAUGACGUUAAAUACAAUAAUACAUCUUCCGCGAUCAUCGAGUUAAUUUUUUUUAAAAAACUAAAACAGACGAUAAAAUGAUAACUUAAAAUAGAAUAAGAUAAUUCGUGUUAUAUGUAUAAUAUAAUGCAAUUUGCAUACCUAUUUCUACUGUUUAUAUACCAACAUGUAUUUAAAAAGAUAGACGAACAAAAAUUGCAAUCAAAGUUCAACAGAGUGUCUUGGAAGAAAGCUUCGGAUUUCAUGUGGACUCGUAUACCAGAUCCUAUAAUACAAAGACAAUUCAAAAUAUUGACACUUAAAGGCCAGUCCAAUGUUCCGGAUUCAAAACUAAAUCUGGUAGAUAAACUAUUGUACUUAUUAUCAUUGAUUAUAGAUGCUGUUUAUCAGUGCUCGAAUUGGGAAAAUUAAAGUAAAAGGGCUCUGUUAACCUUAAAAAAAUAGCGUUCCGACAAAAAUAAUAGUUCAUCUACAUCAACAACAAAAAAAAAGGCCACAGGGUCACCAAUCAAUAUUCCACUCAUAUGACACUAUAUAUAUAAACCUAAGAACAGUAAUCGCUAUAAACGUUAUGGCGGUAACCGUUUAACGUGAACGCAAAUGCGCUUGUUAUCAAAAUCUUGAGUAACUAUAAAUAACUAUAAUGAAUAAAACAACUUAUGAUGUGUCAAUGUUAUAAUACAUUCACCCCCCUUCCCGUUACAGUAUGAUAAAUUAGAAGGGGUACGCGAAAAAUAAAAAAAAUAUAGUAGAGGAACUAUGUCCCCCUGCGCACCCCAUCAAUUCGAGCACUGAUGUUUAUAGUAAAAAUAGUGUUACAAUUAUUACGGUAAAUACCAGAAAAAAAAGUAUGGUAUUGGAUAUAUUUUUAAUCACAAUUAAUUUGUCUUUGAUUAACAAAUAAUAUAUCUUGGAUCCCAGAGAAGAAGCGUUUAAGGUAAUUUGUAUAAUUUUGUUUUAUGCAAUUUUCUUUACUUUACUUUUAGUAUAAAUUGCAUAAGUGCACCUAUUUUCAAAAUGAGUAAGUGUAGUGUGUUAUGCCUAGUUUACACGGCGCGUAUACUUGUUAUUAGUACUUGUCACUCGCAAUAGGACUCUACGGCCUUCCAUAAAUUAUUAGGUUAUGUCGGUAGUAAAUAGUAAUAAUAGUAUAAUAUAAUUGAUAAUGAGUAGGAAAUGGAUUAAUAUGUAUUUAAAAUUCACAAAAAUUCACUUAAAAUCGUUAAAAAACAAAAGCCCAGAAAAAUCACUUAAAAAUAUAGGAAAAGAAAAAGUGGCUAGAAGGGUUUAACAGUCUCCUCUCUAACAGUUACGACCUUAAAGAAAAUUAAAAUAAAAUUAUUUGACACUAGAAAAUGAUUACACAAAAUAUUCUUUUUUAUAAUAUGUAUGUACAAUUUUAUAUGAAAAAAAUUACUUUUUGUUAAUCAUUUUUGUAUUGUUAGAAAAUUAAACUGGGGGGAGACUUUUAAACAUUAAAAUCUUUCUACCGUUUUUUCUUUUUAAAAAAUCUUUUGAUUGAGUUUUUUGACGCUUUUAAGCCCCUUUUAUGUGGAUUUUAAAUGUAUAUAAAUCUGAUUCUUAAUAAUAAGUUAAUACGUUGUGAGUGUAGUCACGAGUAGAAUAUAGUCGUAGAGGGGGUAGAUACUUGACGUUAGUAAAGAUAACUCAGUUUUAUUCACUUGCACUUGCCACUUCCACUCGCAUUCGCACUAUUUUUACCGUGUACAUGAAAGGUGUAAAGUACGAGUAACAAGUACUACGCAUUGUGUAAACUAAGCAUUAUUGUAUUAGUUUAGGCCUAUAUUUUGAACAAUAUAAUUUCCUUAUAUUGAAUACUAUACGAAACUGACUUAAGCUCUUCUGCCCGGGAUCAAAGAUAUAUUAAAUAAUACACGUAAAGAGUAUAAUUAUAUUAUACUUUUUGCUCACAGUUACAUGAAUUUCUUUCCUCACAUUCUUCGAACUUUUUAUAAAUAUAUUUAAAAUAUUAUUUUCAUACAUUUUAAUGUUUUUUUAAGAUAUUAUUACUAUUUUUAUUUUUAUUUUACAGAUGCAUACAAUUUUAAGCGAAAUGAAAGACAUUUACGCUAAAGCAAAAAUAUGUCCGUUCAGUAAUAGGAUGACAUCAUAUUGCGAACUAAGUCUUGAACCAGGUAUCGAUCCGUUAAUAUUAUAUACAAAAUUGCAUUAUAUUAAUAUUGUUUGUCUAAUAAUAAUACGACUAUAUAAUAUUAUAUAUUAUGUAUUUAAAAAAAAAGAUUUAGUUAAAGUUAUGGCCAAUUCGAGAGAUUUCGAAGAACUGUUAUACACUUGGCGUUCAUGGAGAGAUAAUAUUGGACACGAAAUUCGACCCAAGUAUAUUCAGUACACGGAAUUAGUUAACGAAGCUGCGAAAACAAUUGGUAUUAUAAAAACAUAACAUUACUAUUAUUAUUAUUUUUUUUUUUUUAUUACUUACUUUAAGAUACUCUCUGAAAUCAAAUAAAGAAUAUUAAUCUUUGUAAUAUUAAUUAAUUGAUGAAAUGAACACAUAAAAAUACAAUAAUUUAGAGAACUUCUAUUUUUCUUAUAAUUAAGGUAGCUCUUUUUAAGCCAAUUUCCCAUAUUACGUAUUCGAAAAUGUUUUUUAAUUCAAAAUGUUACCCCGAUAAAUGCUUAAAUAUCCCUUAUUUAAACAUAGGUAUAUAUUUUGUAUACACGAGUUUAAAAAAAAAAAUCGGUAAUAACCAGGGUUUGGGGCUUAUGGCAUUCGCUUAUUUGUUUGGCCUAACAUAAAAUCCAGUAGAAUGCUUGGGAACUCAUAUCAUGAUACGAUUUUGAAUAUGAUAUUUAAAAAAUAAAUUGGUCAUGCUUUUUUGAUUGUUUCAAUAUUUUAAGUGCUUAUAAUGAAGUAUUUAAGUGCUUUCUCCAGCGCUUAUUUUAAUGAUUAUAAGUGCUAUAAGCCCUGAACCCUGGUAAUAAUUAUAAGUAAUAUGUAACAUUAUAUAACUUAUAAACAGUUGUCGGAACUUUUAACACUUAAAAUCCGUCAAAAAGGGAAAAUGGUACAAGGAUUUUAAAUCUUCUUCAAAUAGUUGAGAUUUUUUGGGGUUGCCCCCGCCGGUCCAGGACGGGCGAUACGCAAAAACGUAGGUACUCGCCGCACCAAACCACCCCACGGGCGGUUACACACAUCCAUUUCUAUAUCAUUAACCACCCGUCUCCUCUAAUAGCUUUAACUUUUUAAGUACUAUUUUAAAAUGUUACAAAAUAAUUUAAUAAGGUUACAACUAUUAAAUAGGAGACUAUUAAUCCUCUCUAGCCACUUUUUAUUUUUCUAUAUUUUUAAGUGAUUUUUCUUGGUUUUUUUUAAAAAGAUUUUAAGUGCUUUUUUGUGAAUUUUAAAUGCAUACUAAUCCAUUUCCUACUUAUUAUCAAUUAUAUUAUACUAUUAUUACUAUUUACUACCGACAUAACCUAAUAAUUUGUGAAGGGCUUAGGAAUCCUAAAGUGAGUGACAAGUACUAAUGACAAGUAUACGCGCCGUGUAAACCAGGCAUAACACUACACACACUUAUUUUGAAAAUACGUACACUUAGGUAAUUUAUACUAAAAAAUAAAAGGAAGAAAAUUGCAUCAAAAAAAAUUAUACAAAUUGUCUCUCUCUGGGAUCUAAGAUAUAUCGGAGGUACCUUUUUCAACCUUUUCCCUAACACGAUUGCGUACGUUAUUUUUAUGCAACGUUUUCAGGCUGGGAAAUCACAGACGAAACUGGAAACGAUAUUAAAUUUAAAAUAAAAGUUCACAUUACUUAUUAUCAAGUAGAUUAAAGGAGAUAUAAACUAUAGAUUAGUUGACCGACGACCGUUCAGAUCGAGUGUAGUUUGCGUUGAAUUGUGUAGUUUUUGUAAAAAUGACAAAGCGUAAUUUUAAUAUGGAGAAUGAAACAGUUAGAAUAAUUACGUCGGAACGCGGAAAAGAUUUGGCAUUAGUUGGCACGAACAAAUAUCGUUUUAUACGUCAACGAAAAGACGGACAGAUUAAAUGGUUGUGCGCAUACAGGACAUGUUACGCCAGUAUAUUGACAGACAGUGGUCGUUCAAAAGUGAUAUUAAAGUUGGGUGAGCACAAUCAUGUAUUAAAUACAACGGAGAAAAUCGAACGCCAGAUUUUAAGAGAAAAUUGCAAACGCAAAUCAAAUGAAUCAAUUUCAAUUAGGCCGUCGAAAAUAAUCAGAUCCGAGCUGUUGGUAACAGAUUUUGAAAUGCAACAUUCAAAUAUAAAAUCGAUAAGGAAAGCAAUGUACGAUAAAAGGCGGAAAAAUUAUCCUCCUUUCCCAGAUUCAUUGACCUGUGCCAUAUCUCAAUUGAGACAAAUUGAAGACAAUGAUUGUCUUAAAUUCAAAAAUGAAAAAUUUGUUCACGCGCCAGACGAUUUGCAAUUUAUUUGCAUUACAACGAAGACAAAUAUUGAUAUAUUGUUACAGUGUGAAGAUAUAUUUGUAGAUGGUACGUUUGAAUACGCACCCAAGUACUUUAUGCAACUCUAUAUGAUACAUGGAUUAAAAAAUGGUUAUUAUUUGCCUUUGGCAUUUUUCUUUUAAUUGAUAAAUGCAAAGAAACUUAUAUUCAAAUGUGUACGUAUUUAAUUAAAUUAAGCUCUACAUAUUCAUCUGAAAUACUAAAGUAUCUGAAGUAUCUGAAAUAUCGGGUUCUACCCGAUGCAGGUAGGUACCUAUUUACGGGCUGUACGUACCCGUUCAUAUUACUAUGAUGCGGGUAGUAUCUUGUGCAUUCAAAUGACUGAAACAACGCCUAACGGUGGGGUCCAAUUAGCUGCUGUCAAUAUUAAUAUUAUGAUGGCUUAUCUAUUUAGUAUAAAAUCUAAGUGUGGUAAACCAUCAAUCCCUACAGUGAUUUCAAUAAUAAAUGCAUUUUCAACAUUAUUGAUCAUAUUUAAUUUUAUACCCUUCUCAAUACCAAAAUUAUAGUAUAAACCCGGUUAAAUAAUUUUUAAUCUAAAAAUAUCCAAUUAUUUAUUUUGCAUUAAAGUUCUGGAGUCAACAGGUAAGGAAUUAAAACAUUUAUGUUGUUUUAAAACACUUAAUAACCUAUUUAACGCAGUUUGAGGUAUAUUAAAUUCUGUAGCCCAUUUCUUAAUUAAAAAUUGAAUAUCAUCUAUGGGUUUAAAAUUUAUAUUUUCAUCUAUUAAAUUAGAAUUAUUUGGUUUUUCAGAUGAAGAAUGAUAAAAGUUGAAAAUUCUGGUUAAAAUUAGUCGGUAUAAUUUGAUUAUCAUGAUGAAUGUGGCUUGUAUGAUUUAAUUGAUCAACUAGAAUUUUGGGUAGGUUGGUUGGAUGGCGAAAAUAAUAUUUUUUCUAAAUUUGAAAUAAUAGUAACAUUAUCCAAUGUACUGGAUGUUGAAAACAUAUCGUUAUUAAAAUUUGUUUGAACACUAUUUAUUAAUUUUUCUGCUACGCGUCUUCUUUUGAACCAAAUGCUCAAAUUAAAGUUUUGUUGACGAAAUAGCAUAUUUCAGCCUUAGACUGAAAAAAAAAACAAAAUGUUUAGAAUCAAAACUACGUAAUGCUUUAAAUGCAUAGAUAUUACAUUCUUACUCGAUUACAUAACUAAUUGACUAUUACACGAUGUACAUAGAUGUUACGUAGAUGUCUGUAGAUGUUAAAAUAAAGCAAACGUACCAAUUUAUAAUAAUUAUUAUUACUAUAAAAUAGAUACUGUACACUAAAAAGGAUGGGAUGAUGGGAUAUAUGUUUAUACUACCGUUAUAGUGGGAUGCUAUGCUCCCCCACACCCACCUUUGUCAAUCAAUUUUAUAGAUCAUAAUAUUAUAUUAAUUUAUUAUUAUAAAUUAAAUGAAUUAAAUGAUAUAAUGGUUUUCUAAGACAAUAAAGUUAACAAUUGAAAUUAAAUACAUAAUCUUACAGGAAUUUAUUUAUGGUUAUUUUUUUUUUAAAAAAAAAAGGCUCUGAAUAGGUGGGGGGGAAUAUAUCCCUAUAUCCCUCACCAUAAUUACGCCACUGUAUGAGCAGUACAAAUGUAAAGUUGUUACCUACCUAAAAUGAUGUAUACAAUUCUUUGUUACAUAAACAGUUCACAUAAACACAUAAACACAUUUACGCCACAACAGCACAAGUGCACAACCCGCGUGGUGCGCACCAGAAAAAAAAAAUAGUCGUUGGUAGUUUGGUACAUAGAUACUAGAUUGGCGCAGCGGCACGAAAAUGGAAAACCAGGGGUUCUCUGCAUUUAGAUGUGAUUACCGAAUACAUCAACAAAUCAACAUUUGUCACAAAACAUUUUAACACUAAUUUUAUGUUGACAAUUUAAUAACAAAUAUUUGGUUUGACUUUUUAAAACAAAAAAUAAAAAUUUAAAUAUAUUUGGUGAGACACCCCGCGUGGCCAAAACACACCGCGACUAGUUUGGGCUACACAUACUGAAAAUCGCCACCGCCUUGGCAAUCUAGCUAUUUGGCGACGACAGUUUAUUGUUUAUGACCGCCAUUCAAUUCACUCACAAAAUUAAAAAUCCCCAACUAAAAAUAGAAUAGUUAAUAAAAUAAACAUACUGAUACUGAACGUUCGGAGAGCGAGCGCAGGCGACAACCACGGUGACGCGGUGUACAAAUUUUAUAUUUUACAAAAAUGUAUUGUGAUAAUAAUAUUAUAACGCAUGAAAACGGUCAUAUGGAUAAUAUACCACUACAAUUUCAAGGCCACCGGUGGAACCGUUAGCAACUAAAAUCAUAUUUACAAUAUUUUAUCAAAAGGCGUGUAAAACCAUCGUUUCUAAAGCCGGUCCCACACGACUCGUGUGCUUUGAGAGCGUAUACUCGGCGAGUGUACUUGCCAAGUUUGUACAAUGUACGAUGUUUGUAAUUAUGUUGCUCCUACACGACUCGUGUGCUUGCCGAUUAUUUGUCAAUCGUAUGUAUUUUGCUCGUCAUCGUCAAUGCUCCUACACGUGUAGGACACAAUGUUGUCACACGGCUCGUAAUUGCCAAAUAUUUAUUCGAAAUAAUGAAAUACGAAAUUUACCUCAGUCCAAAAUGGAAAGUGACGACGAAAAGACUGUUUGUGCCACAUUUGCGGUAGUGUGUGCUGCUGCUGCUGCACAUGAUUUAAAAAUUAUGACUAAAAAGAAAAUCAAAAGAUGGUGGUGGACUUUAUCUUUAAAUAGAAGUCAAGAUAAGUAGGUAUUUUUUUUAGAUAAAUAUCAAUAAUAAGUGUAUAUAUUAUGUUUUAAGAUACAAUGUUUCCAAUAUGUUGGAAGAUAUGAAUCGAGAGCCAUCGGAAAAAUUCCAUAAUUUCUGUCGGAUGUCGGCAACGGAUUUCGAACACCUCAGUAAAAUAGGACCAAUUAUUAUGAAAGAAGAUACAAACAUGAGAAAAGCAAUACCCGUUCAAAAGAGAUUGGCAAUUACACUCACUUUUUGGCAUCUGGUGAUAGUUUUACUAGUUUAUCUUACCUAUUCAAGUGCUCAAAUCAAGUGAUAUUAAACAUUGUACACGAAGUUUGUUAUGCUUUAAGAAAUUACGUAAAGGUAACAUGAAUUUAUUUAUUAAUUUUGUUAAAUUUAUACAUUAAAAUUUAAAGUUAUACUUGUAUGUUUCGCAUUAGAAAUUAAAUAGUAAUAAAAAAAAAAUGUAUUUUCUGUGACAACUUUUGUGAUUAUUGGUACAUACGAUUUCAAUAAUAAUAAUACUUUAUGAAUAAUGAUUAUCUUCAGUUUAGGUUUUAAGGAACAUUGUCUUGAGAUUCAAUAAAAGCGUUUAAUAUUUGAAAGUUAGAAGUUGAAUUUUGAUCUGAAGAUAGAUGAGAUGAAUAUGAAUUUUCUGAAGAAUUAGAAUUUGAAGGUUCUGGUGGAGAAUCUUUAAAAUGUGUUGAUGUUUGAAGAAUAUUUGCAUGAAGAGUAUAUGGUGGCAUACCAUAGUUAUGAGGAACAGAGGCCACAGGUGGAUUUUGGUGAUACAAACCAGAUGAAUAUGAUUGUGUUCUGUUAAGAAAUCCCCUUUUCGAACGGAAAAUCAAGUUAUCAAUAUCGUGCAUAAGAAUUUCACGGGUUUGUUCAUCAAAUUUUCUGAGUUUCCUAGCUAGUAGGUCAGCAUAAACAGAACAAUCAUCUUUAAGUGGUUUUUCUGUUACACUUUUCAAUAUUUUGCAAACAUUUACCAUGCAAUUUUUAAUUUAGUCGCUAAGGCAGGAUCCGGUGGCCGAAUGAAUAGAGGAGUCUCUUAUGAGAAAGAAAGUGGAAAAUAUUGGAGUGGUGUUGUCCGGCUCUUAUUAUCAUGUUUUAUUAUAUUGAAAUAUUCAACUGUUAUACAUAUUAUUUUGUAUUAAUCUAAAUUGACUUAUAAACUGAUAAAAUAAAGUGGUGUCCACUAUAAUAAAAUGUAGUGUAGAUAAUAUUAAUGUUAUAUAAUAUUAUAUUAUGAUAUAUACCAUAUUGUAUAUAUCAUUACAAUACUUUGGCUGUAGGGGGUUUAAAAACGACUUCUGAAUUGAGAGAUGAUGAAUCUGAUUCAUUUAUAACGUCCUCAUUUAGUGUAGAAUUGUCGUCAGCUAAACUCAUUGUAUCAUCUGGAUCUGGUUCCUGAUUAAAUCAUAAAAUUGUAUACAUUGUUAACAUAUGUAUAAUGCAAGAGUGAUAUAAAUUAUAUAUUAUAGUAUAAAUAGUUAAAUAGGACAUUAUGUUUUAAUCUGUUAAUCUAUUUUUAUUUUUAUUUUUUUUAUUUAUUUUUUUUUUUUUACAGUUGCUUACGACUUCACAAAAUUGGCAGAAUAUUUCAAAUUAAUUCAGUUCUAAAUGGAAUUUUCCCAAUUGUGAAGGCGCCAUAGAUGCAAAACACAUAAUUAUUCAAUUACCCAUGAACAGUGGUUCAGAAUUUAUAAAUUAUAAGGGAACAUUUAGUGUUGUUUUGAUGGCUUUAGUAGAUGCCGAUUAUUGCUUCACUUUUGCUGACGUGGGAUGUCAGGGGAGGAUAAACGAUGGCAGAGUUUUUCGCAACACUACAUUUUUUUUAAAAAAAUGGAAAAUCAUCAACUGAAACUUCCCUCCGAUUACCCACUACCUGGAAAGGAAUUGCCAACAUCUUACGUAUUUUUAGCUGAUGAUGCUUUUGCUCUAAGUCGUCAUAUUUUGAAACCAUAUAAAGGUAGUUCGGAACGAAUUUUUAAUUAUCGUCUUUCUCGUGCGUGCAGAAUUGUGGACAACGUAUUUGGAAUAAUGGCUUCUGUAUUUCGUAUACUGAGAAAACCAAUGUUGCUACAGUCAGAAAAAGUUUCGGUAAUAGUAAUGAAUUGUGUUUUACUUCAUAAUUUUUUACGAAAGUAAAACGUCAUCAUCAAAAUAUGCUUCUCGAGAGUCAUUUGAUAAUGAUGAUGAGGGUAGACAAAUACAAGGGUCAUGGCGUCAAGAAAAUAACGUGACAUAUAUGUUACCUAUCAGAAAAAUACCAAGAUGUUCAGCAAUUGAGGCCUAAGAUAUUAGAAAGACAUUUACGGGGUAUUUCAUGACUAAUGAAAAAGUUCCGUGGCAAGAAAAUUACUGCUAAUUUAUUAUUUUAAAAUAUAUUUAUUUAAAUAUUAUAAACAUUAAAUAAACUAAAACAGCUUACAUACCUAUUUAUUGUUGUUUUUGGUUGAUAAACUCCAUGUAAAAAGUUUGCUAUUAGUUCAUAAAAGAUUCAAUUCGGCUUGUAUAAUUCUUGUAAAUUAGUAGUUACUAGUCAAUAUUAGUUUUACAAAUCAUAAAUUAUAAUAUUACAAUAUUAUACAUAGAUAUAGUGCAUAAAUUUAUAUGUUGACCUAUUUAAUAUUGAAGUAAUUUUGUCAGAAUUUCAAACUUUUCUGUGUAGGUGAACAAAUGACAAAUACAGAUAGUGAAUAUUAUAUAUUAUCCCGUUUUUAGGAUUCGAAGAUGCGAGCCAACAACAGAUAGCGCUGUACGAAGAUGUGAAUUUCAAAAGCAAAUUAGAAAACUUGUGGAUAUCCAUUGAGCCGCUUUAUAAACAUCUCCAUUCGUACGUACGAAGAAAAUUGGUUUCAUAUUAUGGUAAACGCAGGGUACGAGUCGAUGGACCGAUUCCAGCACAUUUACUAGGUAUGUGUAAUCGCGUAUUAAUAAUAAUAAAUACUAAGUAAGAAAAAAAAAAAAUCAUAAAAUAGAUUUAGUGGUUUUCAAAGUAGAGAAUUAUUAAGUGGAAAUCUCUUACUGCUGCAUCUUCUUCUUCACCACUAAAUCUUGCUCAUUUAUAAUAGAUUUUUCAUAAUUAACAGUCACAUUUACCAAAGAAAAAAAUCAAAUUAAUAUCUUUGCAUUUUCGACAAAUAUAAUGAGGUGUCAAAUCAUAAGUAUAUGUUAAUUUAUUUGGUAAUAAAUAAAAUACGAGUGGAAUAUAUUGACCGUUUUGGAAUCCAUAUAUUGUAAACAUUUGCAUAAAAAAGCGAGUCCAAUAAUCAUAUAUUUCAUCCAUUUAAACAUCUACACAGAUGAUAAAAAUUUUAAAUUUGUGUAACACGAAAAAAUAAUUAUAUUUUCAUUUUCAUUGAUCAGUAAUAAGAAAUUGUCUUUUGGUUUUGUUUCAACAGUUAUAACAUUUAAAGCUUUGGUGUAUUUCAGCCAUAGAUUUUGGAUUAGAUGACAGGGUUUUGCGUCUGUUUUCAUCUGUAGAUUUUCUUGUUCUUUUAAUGUCGUUUACUGUUAUUUCUUUAGCACACUUUUUAUAUAUUAAUUCUUGUAAAAUGAUUUUGUUUGGUCUUGUACUUACAUUGUUAAUUGCUUGUUUUUUGCAUGUAAUAGGUAUUAACAAUUUGCCGGUUAAUGGUAUUUUCAUUUACAAGAUCAUGAUUGUGUUCAUUUCCCGUGUUCAAUAUUAAAAUUUGUAAAUACUUUUGCAUUACACGAUUUAUUAAUACACUUCCAAUGUACUUUAUUUACUCCUUUAUACGUUUCUCAAAAUUUAAACUUAUCAAUUAUAAUUUAUGGGUAGUCACGUUUACUGCUAAUUAUUUUCGCGAAUAUGGCUGGACACACAGACAACGCGUUUAACUUAACGCGCAUCAAACAAUGAUCGUGAUCUAUGAAAAUAAUUCCGAUAAAUCGAACACAUUUCUGAUAAGAUACAUAGUAGGUAUAUUAUCGACGCAUAAAAACUCACAAUAUAAUAUAUAUAUAUAUAUUAUACUAGAUAUGUAUCUCAAAAUGUGACUUAUUAACCGAUAUCUAAGCACUAUAAAAUUAUAUGAAAAUAAAAAGAUUAUUAAAAUUUAAUAAUAUUCUUAUAAAUAUUUAAUAUUUUGCUAAAUGGGGUUUGAAACUUUAAAAUCUUAUAAUUUACUAGCUCGUUCAUGUAAACAUUGUCAUGACUUAUGAGGGUAAUUUACUUUUUUGUUUCAAGCAUAUAUAAUUAAAUCCUAUAAUAUUCGAAUAUUUAAAAUAUACAAUUUAAUUAUAUACCUAUUGGAAUAUAUUAUGUAAGUAGUUACUUGAAAGUGUAUAUUUACAAUCAUGGAUAUCCAUAGAAAUUUGUCACUGAUAAAUUUAACUUAAAAAUGCACAGGCAAAAUUCUUUUGCAUUAAUACAUCGUUUACAAAUUACAAAUACUGGGAGAGCCUUGUCUGUUCUUUUACUGAGUAUUGAUUGUGAUUGGUCCAAAUAUUUCCGGGCAUAAUAUCUCCGACAAAAUAUCUCUAGUUAAGAAUAUCUGUAGUAAAAAAAUAUCUUUAGUUAACAAUAUCUCCUAUAAAAUAUCUCUAAAGGAAAUAUUACACAGAAAAUAAUAGCGAACCAUCAUAUUAGUACCUAUUGUAUAGUAUUAUUUGAAAAAUUUUCACGAUUACGAGUGAAUACGAGUUAUACCCUACGAGUCUUUACAAAAAUAGAAAUAAAUUUUCCUGCAAGUAAUAAUAACAUGAUAAACGAUUUUAUCGACGUAUCGUUUGUAUUGGUAUAACUGUAUCGACUACAAGUCGUCAGUUCCAGUUUCAUACUUAAUUUGAACGGCUAUAAGAAUCAAUAAUACCUUUAGAGUUUAUUAUAAGCCAAAAAGGCAAAAGGUACACUCAUUCGUUUAACAAAAAAAGUGUAGUCAAAUACAUUUGGUGUUGUACUAAAUACAAAAAAUAUAAAUGUAUAACAUGUUAUACAACCAUGUUAAUCGACAUGAAAUAACAUUAAAUCGGCAUUUAAAGACGAAUUCACUAUAACCUACAUUAAAGGUUAUUUUUUCAUUUUUAACGAUGUUUGUGGCUUAAAAUUCAAAAUUUUGAUUUACAAAAAAUGUAUGGUGAUGACGUUGAAUUUUCUUUGCAAGUACGAUUGUUAAACGCUUUGGCGUUUAUUUCAACAAUUAAUGUUAUUCGGACUUUCGAAGAACUUAUAGAUUCAAGUAUUUUGUGGAAAAUAAUCAAUUUUUAUUUCCGAUAGUCAAUAAUUUUAAAGAUACAUAGAUUGGCCGACCAAAUCGUAACUAUCGGAGGCGCUUCCACAAUUAUAUUAUUGUAUUUGGAACUGUUACGACUCAGUACUCAAAUAUGAACCAUAGACCAAUAAUGCGAUUGAGGGUUAGCAUCAUGUGUUUAAUGGUUCACUUUUAGCAAAUCAUAUUACAAUUUAGAAAUGUAUAACUUUUUUAAAAAGAAAACAGUCAUUACAAAAUGUAUUUAAUAUAAUAUUUAUGUAUUUAAAAUAUAUUACUAAAUUACCUUACGUUUGUGUUAAAAUGGAACAAUCUUUGUCGGGCGAACCUAUUUCAAAAAAAAAGAAAAAAUUACAAUGACUGCGAUGUACGGCUAUUCAAACUUGUCAGUCAAUACGACGAAAAUGAAUCUACAUUGGAGUAUUUAAGAGGGAUUGCCCAUAAUCUUAAACUUAAUUUUUUUUUUUAAAUUUAUUUAAUUUUUUGUUUAAUGGAAAUUUUAUUUUAUUUUUUUUUAAGAGAGAUUGCUCACAAUCUGAAAUUAAAAUAAAAAAUAUUCAUAUAAAUCUUAGAUACAUUUUUUUUUAUAAGAGAUAUUUCAAUUAGAGAUAUUUUUUACCAAAAAUAUUUUUACUGGAGAUAUUUUGACCGGAAUCAGUGAUCAUUGGCGCAACUAGAGGGGGGAGGGUUGGGGGUUGUAAACCCGCCCUUAAUAUGUUUGUUAGUUUUUUACGAAUUGUACGUAAUUUUAGUUGCAUGAUUUUGAUACAAAUUUGAAACAUAAUGUUGUAAUAUCGUGUAUGAAUAAAUGAUAAUAACUGUUAUCAUAAAGAUCAUUUUAUACACUUAGGAGGUUAAAAACGUAUUUCAGAAACAUUACAGGACAGCAGAAACUAAAUGGAAUGGCCACUUUAAACAUAUAUAUAGACAUUUAAGUUAAACUAGAUUCAAUGUUUAAUGUCGAGGCACUAUACUCGAAGAACUAAUCUUAGACUGUAAAUUAUUAGUAUUAUUAUACGGGGUAGACCGUUUAAACCUUCGGGAUGUUUUUUGUAAUAAUUUUAUAAAAAAAACACAAACUAAUAAUUUUGAAUAAUUUUUCGUUUAUUUUGGAAAUUUUUUCUGAUUACUUUUUAAAAAUAAUAUUGCCUAAAUGAUCGCCUUCAGAGCGAAUGGCAUAAUGUGAUAGUUUUUCGGCAUUUUCUAUCACUUUUAGAAGUGUUUAAGAUUGAAUGGGGCCAUAAAUAAACAAAAUUGUUAGUUCUACGCAAUGAAAACCCUCAAUUAAUCCACGAACAACUUUUUAACAAUUAACGUGUGAUUUUUUGGGCAAGAAUUUUUGCAAAAAUAAUCAUUGGACCGGUCUUUUUCGAAGGAGACGUGAGAGCAGCCGUAUCGAUAAAUAUAGAGUAUUAACAGGUUCCAUGUUUAAAAUAAUCAAAACAUUAUUCAAAAUUAAUAAUUUGUUUUUUUCUUUAAAUUUUUAUCAAAAAACAUCCCGAAGGUUUAAAUGGCCCACUAUGUACUUAUGAUUAAAGUAUAUAUUUUAAGUACAUAAUUAAUAUGAUUUAUUAACAAUUUAAAGAUUUUACUCCCUCCAUCCCGCCAAACACCAUCUGAAGUUGAUUUUUUUUUCAAAUUCAUAAGACCUUCUCCGAAAAUAAAUCCUGGUUGCGCCACUGAUAGUGAUCAACAAUGUUUAUAAUUAUUCAUUGUCCAUUUAUAUAAUUAUUAUAAUUUAUAUAAUGGAAUGUUACACUACUUAUAUUAUAUAUUAUAUAUAUAAUAAUAUAUUAUAAUAUGAUAUAUUAUAAUAAACUACCUACUAUAAAUAAUUGUCUAAAUAAUAAAUAACUCAAUUUAUAAUUUGGUAUAAUAUUUAUAUUAAGUAGGUAUAUAUUUUCAAAACAUUUUAAUUAACAAUAAUUUGAAUAAAAGUUAGUUGGGUGCAAAAUAAAAUUCUAAAAAGUGAACUUCAUUGACCAUGAACCACAUGCUAAAUAUACUAAAUUUUAUCAUACGGUUACAAUUUUACUUCAAUACGUAUUUAUUUUGUUUUUUCUUUUUUAUUGAUGUAUUUAUAAGAAUACUUUUAAAAACUGAAAAUAAGCAUGAGUAUAUCUUAAUUUUUAAAUUUUUUAUGUAAAAGUUAUUUUUUGGAAAAAUGUGAAAACCACUACCUAAACAUGUAACACAUGCAGCUAAUAGAGAAUAGUAAAUAUAACACAUAUUUUGUAAUAGUUUAACACACAUAGUAGUUAUUAAGUAUUUAUAAGCAUAGUGUUUUUUCAUCAAUGAUGAAAUUGUAAAUAUACAAUUGCAUAAAAGAAAAAAUUAGUAUUUAGUAAAUAAUAAUUAACUGUUUUAUAUUAAUUUUUUUUUCAUAUUUUAGUCCUUACUUUUUAUAUUGGAGCUUUAAUUUUUAAUUUUUAAUUAAAUUUAGUGCACAUGUUUUGCUUGUGCCACCUGACAUCUGACAUCUAAAAAAAAAUAAAAAAAACUUAAGAAAAAUAAACCACCGUGUUGGGAAUUAAUAUUUUCUAAAAUUGUAUUAUAAAUAUACUUUUGACCAACUUUAUUUGGUCAUAACAAAUGUUGGUUAUCAAUUUUUGAGACAUUUUCAUUUCAAGUUCUUUUUCAUAAUAAUAUUUAGAAUUAUUUAAAUUUUCUAUGUUAAUUGGACUUCUGAGAGGACUUUGUAUUUUAUAAUGUUUGAGAUCUUUUCCUAUUAAAGCUAUCAAUUUGUCUUCUAUUAGAAUUGAAGUUUUGUUGUAAAUUUGACCAAUUGCAUCAGAAACCUUAAUACAUGAAUAUCCUGAAACAGAUAAUCCACGGACUCGCCUUUUGAAACAACUCUUUUUAUUACCAUUCCAUAUACAAUAUUUUGUGAUUUAAUUAUAUUAUUAUUAUUGAUGUUAAAUUUAAAACUUUUAAAUAUUCUUUUGGGAAAUGAUAUUCUACAAAAUUGUAUUGUAAAUAUAUUUCUGAUCAAAUGUAAGGUAAUUUUAAAUGAUUGACAUCAUUUUCAUUUUCAAGUUCUCUUUCAUAAUAAAUAGAACUAUUUGAAUUAGUCAAAUUGGACUUCGGUGAGGAUUUGGUAUUUGAUAAUGUUUGAGAUCUUUUCGAAACAGUGUUAUCAAUUUGUCUGAUAUUAGAAUAAAAAUUUUGCUGUAAACUAUAUCAUUAAACUUAGCAUCUGGAUCUAUCAAUUUUUCUUUACAUAAAACCAUCAUCAACCUCAUUUUAAUGGGUCAGUUAGCUGAUAAUGUAUUAACAUAAUCUUAUUUUACAGACAAUGUUUGAUAAUGAUGAUUCUUGUUCUGUAUUAUCAUAAUGCCCAUCAUCUAGAUUAGGAUUAGAUGAAUUUGGUACUAGACAUAGUCAGAGACCAAUGUAUAAGGUUGUUAAUAUCAAAUUUGUAUACCUGUUGUAACAAAACGAACAAAAAAUUAUUACCAAUCAUGCAUUUUUAAAUUAAAUUUAUAAUAUAUUUAGUUUGUUUUUAGUUUUGUUACUUAACUUAUUGGAAAUUUUUCUUUACAUAAUUUACAUUUAAUUUUAUUUUUAUUGAGUAACUAACAUUUUUUUAAAUUUUUAUUUGACAAAUUGACUACAAUUUAAAUUUUUAACACAAUUUUUCGUCAGUAAUAGUUAAAUAAAAUAAAAAUAAAAUGUUCACCUAAAUAACAAAACAUUUCACAAAUAUUAUCUUCACUGAUUAUGCUUUGCGAUUUUAAUCGGCUUCUUCCAAACGUAUACCUUUAUAAACCCUUUCAAUACUAUUUCACCUUUUGUCAAAUAUAUAGAAAUAUCUAUUUUUCUAUGUUUUAAGUUUUCUUCUUUGAUUGGUUUUGAGUUUAAAAAUGCAGAUAAAGCUAUAGAAGAAUUAAGAUGAGAUUUGAGGAGUUUAUGAUUUAAAAAACUUUUAUUCACUCUAUACCAGGCUUUAAACCCAUUUUUGGAAAAUAUUUCAUCAAUACGACUACUAUUUAUCUCAUUUCCUUUAAAUGCUAUAACAAUAAAAUAGUUUUAUAAAAAUAAACUCAGUUAUAAAAUUCUUUAUAACAUUAAACACAAACUGCCAACACAGAACAAAUAAAACAUUAACAAAAUAUUCUUCAUAUAACUUCAUAUUUAAAUUGUGAAUUUGUGUAUUAUUAAUCAAUUUAAAUUAAAAUUAUUUUAUGACGAUUAUAAUAAUUUGUAUAAAAACAAUUUUUUUUCUGCUAUUAACAUAAUGUAGUAAUAAUGAAACAAUUAAUUGAAAACAAGAUUAUUAUUUAUUAUUUAGUAUUCGGGAAAGGUGUAAUUCCAUACAUCUUUCAAAAAAAAAACGAUAUUCAGGUAAAACCAAUUAAUAGUAUUCGGGAAAUAUACCAUCCAGAAAAAACGACCAUCCGGAAAAAGAAUGUUCGGGAAAUUUGAUUCAGUAAAAAUGUCAGGAACCAUUAUUAAAAUCAUAUAAAAUUGUGGAUAUUUUAAAUUCUACAUUCAUAUAAAAACGGAAAAUAAACUAUAACAAAUAAUAUACUUUUUUCCCCAAUUAGGUAACAUGUGGGCACAGAACUGGAAAAACAUAAUAGACUUGGUGAUUCCAUUUCCACGAAAAAGACGUAUCGAUGUUUCCAGUGAAAUGUUACGCCAAGGAUAUACGCCUUUAAAGUAAGAAAGUUAUUAUUCAAAAAUUUAGUACUUGUGAUUUAAAUCGAUUCAAUCUUAUAGUUAAUAAUCGGAGUCCUAUACAUAAUUUAGCACUCAUGGGUAUCCAUUUUUAAACAUUCCUCUAAUAAGGUAUUACCUGAAGAUGAUUUCGGGGAAACCCCAAAAUUUUUUUUUUUUUUACAAUAUUAUUAAAUAUUAAUAUUCAUAUUAAUAUAAUUUUUUCUAUGUACACAUAUAUUAUAUUAAAUUAAAUAUUAUAAUAUUAAAUAAUACUUAUAAUAAUAAAAAUUAAUUUAAAAAAACUAUACAUAAAUAAUUACAAUUGAGAAUUAUAAUACAAGAUACGUCAUGUUUAUUACUCCCUUUUAAGCAUGAUGCUUGUUUUGGGGAUUAUAUAUGUAGUUUAAGUAAUAUAAUAUAAACAAUUAUAAUUAUGAAACCUAAUAAUCUAAAUAGAAAAUUUAACAAAGAAUAUAUUGUAGAAUUUAAAGAAUAUUAAGAAAAAUCAAUUUUUUUUUUUUCAAAUAUUUUUACAACAAAUCUAUGACUGAAAAAUCUAAUUCUUUUAAAAAAUAAUUAAACAAUAUGUUAAAUAUAAAUACGUAAAAAUACGCUGUUCAAAUUUUAUUACUGAGAUGUCUAUAUAUUUGAGAACAUACAAAUAUACAGCUUUUUAGACCAAAUUGUUUAUUAAAAGUUGGUACACAAAUAUUAACAUUAUUUUAUAACUGGAGUAACUCACUCUGUCUACAUAAUGCUUAAGCCUAUAAUAACUUUAUAAAAACAUAAGACAUUAGAUUACUUGAUUAUUUUUAUGAUUAGCAAUUUUUCACUCUUAUCACUAACUUCUGUUUUACCACCAUUCCAUUAUUUUGAAACAUGUAUUCCUUGUACUUUUAUUUAAUUUAGAUUAGCCUUAGAACAUAUUUUGCAGCCCAAAUUAUUGUUAUGCAUGUAUAGCCAAUUAUACUCUUUAGUGAAAUAUUUAACUUGUUUUAACCAGUAAAUUUAACAGCUGUAAUCAAUUAUAAAUUUAAAAUUUAAUGGUAUACACAAUACAAAUACUGUUGUGCUUUAUAUAUAAAUAUAAUAUUUACUUAAUGAUUAUUUCUCGAUUCCUUAAACUUCUAUCUAACACAUUAAUUUUGAAUUUUGUUCAAGUUAAGUAUUGAUUAAUUAAUCAUAUUGCUUGGUUAUGAAAAUUGUUGUAUGGUUCUAUAUUUUUGAUAUUGUUGUGAUAUUAUUAAAGUAAAGUUAAUUCCAUAUGUAACUAUUUUACCAUACCAUAACACAUCGUUUCUCAACCUUUUUAGUGUCACGACCCCCAAAAUAGGUAUAAAAUAUAGUCAACACUUCGCGAGCCCCCCCCCCCUCUAUCUAGGUUAGGUAAAAAUUUAAACAGUAAAAAUAUCCUAUCAUUAACCAAACGAAAUAUGACAUUUUAAAUACCAAUUUAUAAAUACCAUAUCUAGUAACUUAAGCUUAUCAAGUUUGUAUCGGGUCAUUAGGAAUUUCCAUUAGUGGAGUAGUGCCCGUUUUAUUGAUGAGCUAUCUACAUUUAAUCGACUGCUUAUUAUUGUUAUUUUUAAUAUUAUUUUUGUGUGUUAUGAAACGAUUAAUUUAUCGAUGACAGUCGCGCGGCGCUCGUGUUGUUAAACUCAUGUGAUAUUGCGUUUAUUAAGUUGGUUUUUAGUGCGUCUUUUUAGUUUUGUGUAAUUUGAAUUAAUGAUUAUGGAUAAAUAUAUAACAAAACGUAAUGCUCCGUCUACUUCUGGUGAACCAGCGAAAAAAAAAUGCAGGUCAUAUAACAAUGAGUAUUUUAAGUAUGGGUUUAUUUCACUUGAUAAUAAGCCGCAAUGUGUUGUUUGCUUUCAAGUUUUAUCUCAAGAAAGUAUGAAACCUUCAAAAUUAAUUCGACAUCUGGAAACAAAUCACCCACUUUUAGUAAAAAAACCAAUUGAUUUUUUUGAGCGUAAAUCAUUUUUUUUAAAAAAUCAACAAACUUAAAUCAAUUCUUAAAUCAAGUCAGAAUAACACUGCAACACUUGAAGCAUCAUAUUUAGUAGCACUUAGGGUAGCUAGGGAAUCAAAGCCGCACACGAUUGCUGAGAACCUCAUUCUACUCGCUGCUAUUGAUAUGGUCAAUAUUAUGAUAGGUGCAGAAGAAGCAAACAAAUUAAAAAUUAUUCCACUUUCAAAUGACACAAUAUCAAGACGAAUUAAUGAAAUGUCAACUGAUGUGCACAAUCAAAUAGUACAAAAUCUAAAAUCAAGUGAGUAUUUUUCUAUUCAGUUUGACGAAUCAACAGACUUGGCACAAUUUUUAUGUUUUGUUCGCUACGAAUGUGACGGGACAAUUAAAGAAAAUAUGCUUUUUUGCAAAUCAAUACCAGGUCAUGCUACUGGACAAGGUCUUUUUGAAUUAUUUAUUAAAACAACAAAAAAUGAAAAUUUGGACUGGAACAAAUGUAUUUCAGUGUGUUCUGAUGGCGCAAGAGCAACAACAGGGAAAAAUAGUGGUUUAAUAGUAAAACUAAAAGAAUUAAUGCCACAUAUUGAAUGGACACAUUGUUUUCUUCACAGGCAUGCACUUGCCGCAAAAAAAUGCCAGAUAAUUUAAAAAAUGUAUUAUCUAAAGCUAUAAAAAUAGUAAAUUAUAUUAAAAGUCGACCGCUGCAGUACAGAUUGUUUUCCACACUAUGUGAAGAAAUGGGCUCCAAGCGCAAGUCACUGCUUUUCUAUACCGAAGUUAGGUGGUUGUCACGAGGAAAAGUUUUAACGCGGAUUUUUGAGUUGCAAAAUGAAUUAAAAAUAUUUUUUAAAGAUCGUCUUAUUCAAGUCCUAUUCUUGAUCGUGUUUUGGAUACCAUGAAAACACAUUUAAGAGAAUUGAAAAUUCAAUUACUCGAAUAUUUCUCAUGUAACGACAAUGACUUCUCAAAUAGAUGGGUUCCUAAUCCAUUUGAUGAAAAUAUUGUUGCAGUNUUGAUACUCACAACCAACUGAUAGAAUUAUCAGCUGAUAAGACAUUACAGCUACAAUUUGCAUCUCAAGAUUUAAAUAAGUUUUGGAUUGCCCGGAAAAUGAAUGUGGAAGUUUGGUAACAGAGGCAUUGAAAAUUUUGAUUCCGUUCGCUACUUCUUAUUUAUGCAAAAAGGAUUCUCAUCCAUGGUGCAAUAAAAACUAAGUAUAUAAAUCGUUUGUAAUCACUAGAAAAUAACUUACUUUUAUGUGUUUCAGAUGUUGAACCACAAAUUAAGCAACUUUUAAAUUUAAAACAAAUUCAAAGAUCACACUAAUUAUUUAUUUUUAUUUUUAUUUUUUCAAUAAAAAGUCUUAAAUAUUUAAAUAAAAAGGUACAUUUUGUAAAUCAGCGUUUUAUUAUUUUUGACCUGCGCGACCCCGAGUCAAGGUGUUCGCGACCCCCUGGUUGAUAAACGCUACCAUAACAUAUACAUAUAUUGUUGACAAAGCACCAAUAUAUGUAAUUUUUUUAAUAUGCUGAUUUUCUCGUUUUUUCCGGUUUUUCCAUGUUUUUUCUUGGUUUUAAACAUUUUCUGGAAAAACUCUUGAGAAAGUCGAAAAAUUAUCUCUCUAAAGUACCUCCUCAAUCAAAUUUCCUUUUAAAAAAAUUUUUAUUUAUCAUUAUUUAUCAUUAUAAAUUGAAGCGAAAUUUCUAGUAGAAAAGUUGUCCACAGGAAAAAAAAUAUUUUUAGCUAAUGCCUACAUUUCUUAAAUUUUUUCGUUUAUCCUUCGUUUUUUUCCGGUUUUUCUUAUUUAUUUAGAAAACUCCGGAGAAAAUCGGAAAACGACCUCUCUAAAGUACCUCCUUAGUGAAAUUUAAUUUUAGAAAAAUUGCUAUAAUAAAAAUUAAGAGCAACAAUUCUAGUGGUAAAGUUAUUCACAGAAAAAUAAAAAAAUAAACAUCUUUGUAAAAUCAUAAGCUUCUUCGCCCACUCAUAAUCUAAAAUAUUUAUUAACCCAAUCAAUAUCUAUAAUUUAAAUAAAUAUAUGAUCUAUACAUAAUUGUGCAGUAUUGAAGAUACGAGUAUGUUUAUUUAUGUAUGAAACAAACCCUUUAAUUGACAAUAUACUUAGAUUGGUACUAUAUUAAUGUAAGAGAAUUGUUUAAAGUAUCAAUAUUUAUGACACCACAAUUAUGAUAGUGCUGUAAGAUCUAUCAAUACUACUUAAACACUUUUCUAAUCCAUCUAAAAAUAAACAAUUAUUAUUGGUGAUUUACGAUUGUAUACAUCAUAUACUCUACGAUUGCGAACAAUUUAUGUAAGUACUUGACUCAUAAGACAUGAUUGCGUACGAAAAUGAGCUCAACGUUGCAAACAUGCUCUAUUUCCUUUUUUUCUAUGUAUACAAUGUUACCUAAAAGUAUAACAUAUGAAUACUUAGUGGCUAUUAAAUAUAGUAAAUUAACUGUUAAGUAAAAAUUAUGUACAAAUUAAUGUCUGAAUUAUUAAAAAUUAUUUUAUUAUUUUAAAUAUUGCAUUAUUAAAAUAAUACAAUACCACACCUAACUGGAUAAUUAAAAAUAAUAUAUCAUUUAUAGCACAUUGGAAGUACAAAUUAUAGAUACAAUUUUUGGACUCUGUGUAUUUUAUGUUAAAAAAAAAAAUUAUAAUAACAUAGUUUUAAAUUAAAAUAAUUGAAAUAAAACUAAUAAUGUAGUCAACUAUAAACUAUUAUAAAUUAAUAAAUUGUGUUGACAAUGAUUACACAAUUUAUUUACUUGCACACUGUUUCAAUUUUGAAACAUGUUUUAAAAUAAACGUAGUGAAAAAUACAGUAGUGUAAAAGUACAAAUCGAAAUUUAAAUAUAUUAUAUAUUGUCACUAGAAAUCAUAAGUAUGUCUAAAAUGUCACUAAAAGUUAUAACUUUAAUACACAAAGUAUAAAAAAUUCGUAAACCUAGGAAUAUUAUAGUAUAAUGAUAACGUUAUAUAAUAUGGACUUUAAUGACACAUUUUCUUCCGAUAUUUAUUAUUGAAUUUAAAUGUAAAGUGUAAAUUAUUGAUUAGUUUGUUAACGUCUUAUAUAGCGCUACACAUUCCACAUCAUUAAAUUUAGGUAAUAUUAUGUUAUCAUAAAAUAUGUUGCAAUAAAAAAACAACAAUGUAAGUUUAAAGGUUAAAGUAAAAUAAUUUUAAAAAAUUACGGGGUCCAUGCAACAGUGACAACAUAAGUUGAGUAAAGAGUAUAAAUUCUCUAUGUAACCCAUAGGUAUCAAUAAAUUAACAAUAAUAUUAUAGUUGUUUAUUGAAAUAUGUUAUGUAAUACAUCGUGGUAUUAUAUGCUCACAUAAACGUAAUAUUACAAUAUUAAUUUAAUAGGAUGUUUCAAAUUGCUGAAGAAUUUUUUUCGUCACUCAAUUUAAAAGCGAUGCCGGUGGAAUUUUGGCAUAAUUCGAUUUUGGAAAAACCAACAAACAGGCCGGUUUCUUGCAAAGCGUCUGCUUGGGAUUUUUGCAAUAAAUAUGACUACAGGUAAAUCAUUUUUAAAUAAAUACAAUUAUUGGUAUAUGUACUUAUAUUAUAAAAAGCAGCGGUUAUAUUUUAUGGGUAAUUAAUGUGAGUUACGUAUUUUCUUAAGAAGAUUGUUAUCUAUAACUUGAGCGCGGAUUUUUCUAUAAAGUGUUAAAAUAGCCAGAAUAGCCUAGAAUUCUGUUAAACAUUGGAAAAUAUGCUCGAAAAAUUAUAUAAAAAUAUGAGUAAAACAUGCAAAAUUUUAGUUUUAUAUUCUUUCAAUAUCAAAAUAUGUAUUUAUAUUUAAAUAAAAUAUAUUUUUAUUUUUAUAUUUUUUUCUUAGUAUUGUGAAUCGUGAAAAUCUUAACGCUUUAUAAAGCAUAAAAUUUCUUUUUUCUGUUUGACCUGAAAUCACACAUAUGUAUACUUUAAAAACAUUUGAAAAAAAAAAAUUUAUGAACAAUUUUUGACAUAUAGGAUGGUAAAAUAGUUUACCACUGAUAAUUUAGAACUUUUUAUAUUACAAAUUACUUUACCACUAUUGAUAUAAUAAAAAAAGACGGACAUAUAUCGUUGAUGGGCCUCUGUUGUAGGCGAGAAGUUGAGAAGUUAGAGGGGAAAUUUAAUGUAUAUGCAAUGAUUAACCUAACCAUUGCUGAAGAACGAUUCUGAGCGGAGUUCGGUUAAUAGCGUUGCUUUGUUAACAAUAUAUAUAUGUGACAUUACGGUAAAAUAAUUACAUAUUAUGCAUUAUAAUUCUUAAUAUAAUUAAGUUUUUCCUACGUUUUUUUUUUUCAUUUAUUGGAAAAACUCUAUAAAAUACCACCUCAGUCAGAUUAUCUUUCCGGAAAAGUGCUAUCAUUGUAAAUUGGAGCAAACUUGCUAGUAGAAAAAUUAUUCACAGGAAAAAAAAAUUAUAAUAGUAAACAUCGUUAUAAAAUCAAUACAUUCGUCGCUCCACUCAUAAUUUAAAAGUUAGGUAUGCUGACAAUCGCGUAGCUAAGAUUUUUUCAAUGGGGAUUCAGAUGGUCUAGAGAGUAAUAAUAGGAGCUUACACAAUUUUUAAUUUUACCUAUUAUUGUAAUUUUAAUCAAAGUUAUGAAUUAAAAAUAUAUUUUAUAGCAUAUAAAAUAAAUUAUUAACUAUAGUUAAAAUACUUCGCACAAUGGGUGGACUACUGUAGUAAAUCAGAAGUUGGGAAGGUAGGAUAUAGAGGGGAAUUCAAUAUAUAAAAAACGAUUCUGAGGUUAAUAGUAUUGUAUUUUUACAACAGAUAUGUCAUAUUAUCGAAAAAUAAAUAUAUACAAUAGACCAAUAACUAGAUUUGUUCCACAUAAUUUUUUACUAAAAUUGAAAUUUGAUAUUAAUUCUUAAAAAAAAAAAUACUACAUUAACUUAAUUGAAUUUUUAUUUUUAUUUCUGUUAAAUUUUCAUCUUUAUCUGUUUAGUCUAAAAUAUCUACAGAGUAGGUACUAAAUAAAAAUUAGUCACAAAAUUAAAUUGUCUAUAAAUAGCCCAUAUGAAGCUCAAAUGUUUUAUAGAUUUACUAUGUUUAGAUAAGGCAAACAUACAUUUUCUGUCUAAAUUUCAAUUUACUACGAAUAUUUUUAACUGAGUAUAAAAGCAUUAUUUUUGUAAAUUUCGGACAUUUUAUCCCUGGUUUUCGAAAUUAUUAUGAAAAUCGCUUGAAAAAUCAAAAAAUGACCUCCUUAACGUACCAUAUAAAUAAAAUUUACUUCAAGAAAAAGUGCUGCACUUGAUUCAUCGGGGCUAGAUUUCUGGUACAAAACUUUGCACAACAAAUCGAGGGAUAUUUGUCGAUUAAAAUAGUCCGAGCGAGUGAUGAGUUGGGUCUUUAAAAGCAUCCAAAAUGCAUCGGUUCUUUGGUUUUAAAUAUUUGAGGGUUUGUACUUGCGAUCUAUGGAAUAACAACUGGUAAGCACCAUAACUAGACUACGACAAACACGUUAUAAAUUUGUUAUUGAGUUAUUUAAUAUACGCAUAACUUCAAAAAGCUAUAACUUCAAAACUAAGUCAGUCCGCUAAAUUCUGAAUGCACAUGCGUAAUAUAUCCCGGUACACCGGGACAUAUUACCAAUUUAUGACUUCGGUCCCGGUCGUAAAUUGUAAAUGAAAUAAGUACCAAAAAUUAUAAAUUUUAUUUUAAAAUUUGUAUUCUAAAACCUUUAAUUUCAUGUUGGACACGUCAUUUAUUCUAUGAAAAGAUUAUCAUUACUGAUAAUAAUCAUUGAACUGUAUUAUUAUGGUGAAAAUGGAAAAAAAAAAACAAAUACAUUUAUAUUACCGUUACAUUUCUCUCAGAAAACUGAUAUAUUGGAAAAGAAAACGUAAUUUAAUUUUGAUGUCUCAAUACUUAUAUGGUAUUCCUGGUCAUAACGCCAAUGUUGAGAGGAUAUUUUCAAUGAUAUUACAUUGUAUUCUACAUUUUAUAAUUAAGUAUAAUUUUAAAAAAAAAGUUUGUUUAAAUUAUUUUUGUAAAUUUCCCGGUCCGUAAUUAAACUUUUAUGCCAAUCCUAGUAUAGAUGUUUAUUAUUCGUUGUGGUCCUUCAUUUAUAUUAUAUUCGUAUUGGGAUUAGAUUCAAAUCUAGGCGUGGCCGGUGGUGAUGUCACACCCAUCUAUCCAUUUUUUUUUACUUAUAUAUAUAUAUCCGGUUAUACGACAUAUCGGUAAAGUAAAUCUAAUGACGAAGUUCAUAGGGUAUUUCAUAAUACUAAUAUAGUUGUAUAUAUUAUAUAAUCCGUCGUAAUUCCGCAUAAUAAAAAAAAUACAAACAUUUUUUAGAUUCUGUAAGUAGCGUGGAAAAUAUUAUUAGCUUUACUAUGGUUUGUAUUUUUUUUUCUAUCCGUCUGUAAACAAUUUUUUUACCAGAAAUCUUACUUCAACUAUCAAGUGUGUCAUGUUUUUUUAAAUUUUUUUUCAGGAUCAAACAGUGCACCGAAGUUACAAUGGACGAUCUGUUUUCGACACAUCACGAAAUGGCGCAUAUUCAAUAUUAUCUUCAUUAUACAGACCAGCCACUUCUUUUCAGAGAAGGCGCGAAUCCGGGUCGGUACAUUAUUAAAUGUGUUAUUUCUUCGUAUAUAAAUAGUAAAAACUAAAAAAAAAUAAUUGUACAUUAUUAGGUUUUCAUGAAGCGUUGAGUGAUGCAAUUAUUCUUUCAGUAUCCACACCACGACAUUUACAUAGAAUCGGAUUACUAAACAACAUAACGGACGAUUAUGGUAUACUUAUUAAUAUAUAUAAAGUAUACUUUUUUUUUUUAAAUUUAAAUACAAUUUAAUUUCAUAUUUCUAUACCUGAUCACAGCCACCGGAAUCAUUGCGAGAAGGUUGUUAACAAUAUUCCAAUAUGGCAAUUUUCUAAAUUUUUAAUCUUUUAAUUCCUGUAACAUAAUUCCAUAGUAUUUGUAUUGAUUAUGAUGAAUUAAUAUUUUUUGAUUUAUUUUGUAAGUGUUUAUUGGUUGUUGGACUAUAAUGUAAAUAGUGAGUAUAAUUAAUUUUUUAAAUGUAUAACCCUACUUACAACCAAACCCUAUAUAUAUAUAUAUAACAUUUCCCGUAUUUUUCGUUGAGUUAAUAGGCGUAUGAAUAGUACAAUUACGCAGAUUACUAGUUAAGUUAAUAAAUUGUUUUGGUAAUAAAUUCUUUAGGUACUGACAUUUAUUGAAUAACCAAGUUGUUAGAACCAGCAAAUAUUUAAAAACUAUGUUUACUGGUAAUUCAUUAGUAAACAUAUGUGGGUGAAAAUUUUUAAAUAACUUACCAUUCAUAAAAAAACAAUUACUAUCCUUAAAAUAUAUAAUUUUAAACAUUUGUUAGCAAAUAGAAAGUGAAGAAAUAGUUAGAUAAAACUCGCAACACAAUUUGUUACUAUAAAUAUUGAAAAUGAUUCAAUAGAAUGAAUUUUAUAUCAAAAUUCAAAAUGGAGAUACUUAAAAUAUUAACACGUCAUACUACAGCUAACUUUUUAUUUUGAAAACAAAUUUGACAUCACAGAUACAUGUUGUUAUAUUUAUCAUUUUCGUCAAAAUUUGAAAUUCAAAUUCUUAUAAAAAAAUUAUUUUACAUUGCAUUUAAUUUUUUUGCCUCACAAAGUACCACUUGUAAUGAACUUCCAUUAAACAUUUUCAAGCAUUUCUAUUUGGUUUAUCAAUUAACCCACCGAAUAAAAAUUACGUAAAAAACUAGCAAAAUAAAAAUAUCUAUAAAUAGCCCAAUGAUGACACAAAUAUUUUAAAAAUUUUACCAUAUCUAGAAAAAACAAAUAUACCUUUUUUGUCAAAAUUUGUAAAAAAAAAAUUCUAAAAUACUCUAAUGUAUAUGUAUUUAAUUUUAAAUAAAUAUACAAAAAAGUACAUAUGCACAUAACAUCAGAAUUUUAAAAAUGAUAAAUAAUAAAAUAAAAUAUGAGAAUUUUAUUAAUUCUGCGACCCGGUAUUUGGAAAACUCUGGACUAGUGUCAUAGAGGAGGUCAUGUAUUAAGCUAAUGUUUGUAAGCACAUUUGAUUUUACUUACGUGAGUAAGUUUUUUUUUGAUGUUCGUGUUCAUUGGUAUUUUAUGUUUGAUUAUAAUAUAAUGUUGUUGUCUAAUCACCACAUCGACUUCCCGAAUUCUAAAAUUUAUAACAUAGAUUCGUUGAUAAGUACUUUGGAUUUACAAUUAAAUAAUUGUUACUAUUAUUAAUGUGUUAUUGCACAAUUGUUACAACAAUCUUUUGGAUAUAACUCAUUUUAUGUAAAAUAAAAUAUUAUAAAUAAAGGAAAAUUGGCUUACUCCAAAACUUAAAAAUUAAAAGUCUAAAAUCAAAACACGUUUUAAUUUUUUAAUUUUUUCAAAAUCUACAAAAAGAAUUCAUGCACUCGAACAAGAAAUUUAAAAAAAAGAGAUCUAUCAGUUGCCCCAACUCGAUUGAAUUAUAACAGUAGACUCGUUAGAAUGAUGCCCAAGUAUAGACAAGAAGUAUUAAACCUUGUGGCUUCAAUUAUAGAAAAUGGUGAACAAUAGGACAAUGAAAGUAAAACAUUAUAGUGUGCUAGAAUUAAUUCUGAAUCUGCACACCUCGACAACAUUGCCAGAUUUCUUGAUAGUCCUUUACCAAUGUCUCUCCCAGCAAAACACACAACCCCAAAUGAAAUCAAACAUUUAAUUAGCAAACUAAAGCCAAAGAAGUCACCUGGAUAUGACUUAAUUACAAAUAAAAUAUUACAACACUUACCCAAUAAAACUCUAUUACUUCUCACAUUUAUUUACAGUUCCAUGUUAAGACUCUCUCACUUCCCUCAAAUCUGGAAAUUUUCUAUAGUAAUACUUAUACAUAAACCUGGUAAACCCAAACGCCUACCGUCAUCCUAUAGACCUUUAAGUCUACUAUCAGCUUUAGCUAAAUUGUUCGAGAAAAUUAUUCUUAAAAGAAUUAGACCACUCAUUCAUUCAAACAAUAUAAUAUCCCACACACAAUUUGGUUUCAGGACAUCCUACUCGACAAUACCUCAAAUACACAGAAUUACUGAUAAAAUUCAAACGUCAUUUAAAAAUAAAGAAUACUGCCCAGGAGUUUUUUUAGAUGUAGCUCAAGCCUUUGAUAGAGUUUGGCACGAUGGCCUCUUAUAAAAGUUAAAAUUAUUCCUCCCAGCUCCCUACUAUCUAAUAAUCCAAUCCUACCUCUAUGAUCGUAAAUUUGCAGUUCGACAGGGCGACUCAAUAUCCUCCUACUUUUCAAUCUCUGCCAGUGUUCCACAAGGAAGUGACCUAUAACCCGAUUUAUUUAACAUAUAUACAUCAGAUAUUCCAAAAACAGCAAACACAACCAUAGCAACUUAUGCAGAUAAUACAGCUAUACUCUUCUCCAAUUUAGACCCUAUUCAAUCUUUAAGCUAUCUUCAAAAUCACCUCAAUUUAAUAAACACCCGGGCAACCAAGUGGAAAAUUCUAAUAAAUCCCGAUAAAUUUUUCCAUGUGCCAUUUACACUACGUAAACACAACCUUCCCUCGCUCCAACUUCAAGGAGUCGAGAUUCUUUCAUCGAAUCAGGUAAAAUACUUGAGAAUUUUACUAGACAAAAGAUUGACAUGGUUACCUCAUCUCAAGUCCAAACGUAAAAUCCUUAACUACCGCCUUUAUCUACUCAGGCCGAUUCUUAAAUCUAAACUAUCAAUACACACAAAGUCCACAUUGUACAAAUCUCUACUCAGACCUAUCUGGGCGUACGGUAUGCAAAUCUGGGUAUGUGCCAAACCUUCUCAAGUCCGCACUAUCUAAGCUUUCCAGUCCAUCACUCUCCGGCUAAUAGCCUCGGCCCAAUGGUACGUAACAAAUGAAACCUUGCACAAUGAUUUAAGAAUUCCAACAGUUGACCAACUAGCUAAAUUAUACUAUAACAAAUUCACUCCAAACUGCAACUACAUUCCAAUCCUUUAGUCACUCACCUAGCAUCUCGUACUCUUCCUAACAACCCACCACGCCGACUCAAAAUAAAUUGGUGCCGUGACCUAUUAAAUUAAUGAACAAAAAAAUAAAUUACUAGAGGGUACCAUCGUUGGAUGAUUUCCCUCAUCAUGUGCUUCAUAUGUAUUUUUUUUUAUGUAUAUAGUGUUAUACAAGUCAUCUAUUUUACUUAUUGUGUCAUGUAAUACAGAUUGUAAAUUUUCUAAAAAAAAUAAAAAAAAAUGUGCUAAAAAAAAUGUGCUAGAGAAUUUUUCAAACAAUUCAAGAUUUUGAUUUCAACUUUUUUCUUUUAAUAUUUGGUAAUAUUUUAGCUCAAGAAAUAUUUUUUUUUUAAUAUAAUGCGAACAAAAAUAUUUGAUGUGACUUAUUGUAAUAAAAAAAUUUUAGAUUUUAUUAAUCGUUUGAAAAUUAUGAGGAAUAAUUUUGAUCAUAUUCGGCCCAAGUCUGAACAAUAUUUAAAUACCGAAAUACUAUUAAGAUCAAAACUAACGUGGGAAAAAACGUGAAAAAACGUACAAUUUCACGAUUUCAUCAUUUUUAUAAAAACACGUACGACUUUUUUUUACCAAAAAAAACAAUUUAAUCGAAAAAUCUCACGAUACCUUUUUUUAUCCUUUUUGAUUUAUUUUCUUACAGUAUUAUGGCCAAAAAUUUGGAGCCAUUUUUGGGCUUUUAAGGAAUUUUAAUUUUUAGGAGCUUUUUCAGUAAUUCGGUUAUAAACACAUGUAGAGAUUUAAACAUAGUUAUAAUAGCUAUAUUAGACAUACCUGAACUUGGUCAAAUUUCAAAAAUUAUCGGACGAAUUUUUUUUUUCAUUAGUUUUGAAAUCAAAUUUAAAUGAAAAUCGCAAAAAUAUUACGGAACUUCAAAUUAUGUAUUACCGAACUGCACUCGGAAUCGUAUUUCGUCAAGCAAUGAUUUAUUGUUGUUUACAGAUAUAAAUGAAAUAACCUUAUGUAUCCUACCAUCUCAAUUUCUCACCUAUAACAGUGGUUUUUUUAAUUUUAAUUUUUUUGUUUUAGAAAGCCAAAUAGAUUUUUUAAUGGAAAUGGCUUUGGACAAAAUAGCCUAUCUACCUUUUGCCUAUUCAGUUGAUUUGGUAAGUACAUUUAUUAACAUGUUAUGUAUAUACAAUAUACAUACAGGCUGUCCCUCGAAUAUAUAGAUACCCCUUGGAUAUCUCCGGAUAUAAUAAAGAUUAUUAAGUUCUGAUUUUUUUUUUUGUCUAAUUUGAAUUAAUUAUUUUUUUAGUAAAAUUAUUGACUUUAUUAUUUUUGGAUAAUUUUAAGAUAGCCAUUCUAUAGACCUUAUUUAUCCUAAAAUUUUAAUGUAUCACACGUUUAUAUACAAUGAAUAGUUUCAUAUUAUCAAAAGUAACAGCCGUUUUAAAUUCUACUAAUCGGUGUGAAAACCGAUGUUUUUGCGUAACGCGGUUUUAUUAUUUCCUAGAUAACAUCGGUUUAUUAUUAUCGGUUCAACAUUAAAAUGUUCAAAAAAAUAAACUCUACAUAAUGGUUUUCUUGAAACUUUCUGAAAAUAAUAAAAUAAAAAGUUAAUUUUUCACGAGAAAAAAAAAUAUUUGUAGUGGAUAUUCGGGGGGUAUAUCUUCCUAUCUUCCGAUCGUUAAUUCCGAUUUCAAAACAGACACUUUGUCUUCAAUAAACCAUUUCCUUGUUAUUUAGUAGUAAUAAAUACAUUCCAAGAUUUAAUGUUAAAUAAAUACACGUAGUAGUUAUAUUUUUAAGCCAAUAGAAUUAGGGAAGCAGGGCUUGAUACUGUUGUUAUAAUGUGUAAAGUGUAUACAUAUUACAUACAAUACAUUUUAACCAAUAAUACUGAUUUUUAAAAAUUAUUACUCGUGGUUUGUAAUCAAAUAAAUGUUAAAAAUGAUGUUUUAUUAUUAUAGUGGCGAUGGAGCGUGUUUUCGAAAGGUGUGAACAAUCUAAAUGCCCGUUGGUGGGAUUUAAGAUUGUUGUACCAGGGGAUUAUACCACCGAUAGCAAGAGAUGAAAAGGAUUUCGAUCCAAGUUCAAAAUACCACGUUAUUGCAGACACCCCUUAUAUAAAGUAUGUUUAAAUUAUAUACGUCAUAGGUAUCGUCAAAGAAGCUUUCAAAUAUUUUGGCGGAUUUUGCGAAAUAGUAUUCACAUUGCUUAGAGUAAUCAUUUUAAUAUCAAAUCAGUAACCAGUGACGCAAGCACUCAAAAUUAAAUAGGUACUCAGAAUUUUACUGGUUAUCUUAUAAUCAUUUACUAUAGUAGAAAAUGCCAUCUUGUAUAAGUCGAUUAGGACAUUUCUCAACGAAAUAUAUCGUGGUUUGAUAUUAUAGUAGAUAUUUGGCCUAUAUACUGUAGAUAUAAUCAUCUCAAUUUAUACAACGCCCAUAAAUUAGUGCAGUUUUAUUCGGGUUUUUGUGAAACAAAUUCAAAGAAAUUGAAUAUUUUUUUAUUUGUUAAUAAUAUAUAUUAAAAAAGCAAUGACAUGUUUUACGAUGAUCCGAUAAUUACUUAAUGCUGCAUUGAGAUUCUCCACAUCAAAAAUUAAAUUCAAAAAUCAAUUUUUGGUUGGUGCUAAUCAAAUUCAAUAACUUGUUUUACUUGGUAUUUACUUUUAAUAUAUUUUUUUUAAAUUUAAUCAUGUUAUUAUUAAUAUCUACAUAAUGUUUCAACAUUGAUGCAACUUGUGCAGGUGUGGGGGUGCAUAGCACCUCCAAGGUAGCUUUAAUAUUUUAUGAGAAUAUUCAUAGAAUACAGAUUCCCCAUAACUUUACCUAUACCUAGGCCCCAACUUAACCUAACCUAACCUACCUAGUUGCAGUUCUGCAUUUCACCUUGCUCUUUAAUUCUACGUCAGUUAUUGCAUGGAUUAGUAAUUCUAAUUGUCUUUUUAUUUUGUCUUGUUUGGGUCGAAUUAGGAGGGGGGGGGCAUACAAUAUUGAAAAAUAUUUUGACGAAACAGUAUUUUUUCGGAAAAAUAUUUUGUAGGACUCGUAAAUAAAAAAAAUAAAAAAUAUGACAAAAGUUGGAAACAUAUUUUGUCAGAACCGUAUUUUGUCGGAGAAAGAAUUAGUCCGAAAGAAUUUUAUCGGGAAAUAAUUUUUUCUCAACGACGAUAACAUGCAAUAUUGUAACCACGAAGUGCUUAUGAUGAAAUUAUAUUAAACGGUUUCCACAAAAUACUUUCCGAUGAAUUAUUUUUCCAACAAAAUACGGUUCCCAUGAAAUAUUUUUCAACGAAUUAUUUUUUUCAAAAAACUUUCUGACGUAAUAUUUUUCUGAAAAAAUAAAAGGUCCCGAAAUAACACUUCUUACAAAAUAUAGAAAAAAUUUCUAAUUAGGAUAUUAAAUCCAAAAUAAAAAUUAAUUUUAACGUUUUAUACAAUUAAGUAAAUUUUACAUAUUAUUUUUGAAAAUAAUAAUAUUUUAAAUAAUUUAAUUAUUAUUACUCAAUUCAAGUGCAGUCAAAAUAACGAGGGUAGGAGUGGUUAUGAAAUUUCAUAUAAUAAGGCUCAUACAUAAUGAAAAUUAAGCUUGUAGUAUAUUGAGGCUCAAAGUAUAUUUAGAAUCAAAAGGAGGGGAGGACGCACAUUGCCCACAUUUACCCUCCCCUGGAUCUUCCACUGUUGAACAUUAUAUUUAUAAUAUUGAUUUAAAUGAAGCAUUGAUAAAUAAAGUCAUUCAAUGAUCAUUUAAUAUUAAGCGAAUUUUAACAAACAUCGAAUCUAUCAAUCAAAUAUUUUAUUUUGGAAGAAAAAAAUAUUAAAUAAUCAUGUAUGGAAUGUUUGUUUCUUGGUUUAUGAUUAUGAACAACAAAAUAACCAUUCGAUGUAAAAAAAAAAAUACGUGAAUACGUUCAUACCUUACAUAUUAUUUUAAUAUUUUAUAAUAUUAUUACAGAUAUUUCAUCAGCAUCGUUCUACAAUUCCAAAUACAUGAGGCGCUUUGCACAGCAUCGGGUCACAUUGGUCCGUUGCAUACGUGUGAUAUAUACCGUUCGAGGGAAGCUGGUCGAGUGUUGAGGUGCGAAUAAAUGAUUAUUAUAUCAUAAUUUAUUAGAGAUAUUAUGGGUGACGAAAGGGUUGGAGGUGCUAUUUGUAUAAGUUACCUUGGUGACACGGAUGUAAAAAAUAAAUAUAAUUUUUAGCAAGAGAUCUAUUGGUUUAAUAUAAUGUUUAUUUUUUUUUUCUAUACGUUAAAAAACUUACUCCGAUAUAUUAUAUUAUAGGACAAUUUAUAAAAGGUUAUUUCCACUGAUACAUCGAAGAGGUAAUUUUUUUAUUUUCAAAGAGUUUGUAAAAUAAUUGGAAAAAAUCAGAAAGAAAAUUAUAGGUAAAAAGGACAAAUAUUUAUUGCGCACCACGGCGUUACCUAUUUUAUUCUAAUUAAUUUGUGUAAUUUAUAUUUUUCUACCAAAAAUAUAUCUCCAAUCGAGAAAUUUUUUGAUAUUCAAAGUAGUUUUCAUAAUAAUUGAGAAAAACCAAAUGUUAAAAUUUAAUAACAUUUAUUACAACUCGGCGUCUUUAAAUUUUAAUUUUAGAUUAUGAACGUAUAGCACUUUUUCUGGAAGAAAAUUUGACUGAUGUGCCACUUAAGGAAAAUAAUUUUUUGAUUUUCCCAUCUGUUUUCAUAACAAAUGGGAAAACCGUGAAAAAAAAUAGGGAAAACCGGGGAAAAAUGUAGGAAAAACGGGAAAAUGUAUGAAAUAUAUUAAUUCAGCUUCGUCAUUUGUUACACAAAUACCUAUAAGUAAAAAUCGUAGAUCCACGAGAUAAUUAUUAGCUUUUAAAAAAAUACUUGAGGCGUAGAGAAAGUGGCGUCCCUAUCUCCCGGUGUAUCUUAAUAAGUGCACUGCGAUAGCCCUCCCCUGGCCUUAAUUAGUUGGGGUAGUAUGGUCCUCCAGGUUGGGGGUUUAUCGACGGGCUAAUGACCCGUCAUAGUAAAAAAUAAUUGUUGAGCAAACUACAACUACUAAGCCUCGGACAGAUUUUUAAAGAAAAUAAAUGUAACUGGAAAACCUGGAGUAUUUUUAUUUUAAAAAUGGAACAUAAGAUAUUUGUACAAAUCGGGGCACUAAAAUGUAUUACUAGUAUUGUCAAGAAAUGUUUGUAGAUAUAGUAACCUUCCAAGAAGUGAGAUGGCCAGAAUCUAGUCAUCUCAAAUCAGAAAAUAUGACAAUUUUUAUAAUGGAAGCGGUAAUGGUAGACAUGAACACGGAGUGGGUUUUAUUGUAAAAGACUCUUUAUUAAAAUUACUAAGAGCCAAAUUGAUCAUGUACUUAUAGAUAAGAGACACAGAUCAAGUGUUAGAUAAGUUAGAAGCUACCGUGGAACUGAUGGAGACACAGACCACUGGUCAUAGCAUCAUUUAGAAUCAAACCGGCUAUAAGUUGGAAGUAAAAAAAACUAAAAAGUAGAAUCCGCCUGGAAAUAGAAAAACCUAAGGAUCAAGAGGUACUGAAAUCAUACCGAGAAUAUCUAAAUAAUGAACUGAUAAAAGCAAUUUCAAAUACAGAGAAAAACCUUGAAGAAACCUGGAACAUAGUUAAAGACUUAAUAAACAAAUCAGCAGAGGUAUUUAAAAAAGAAAACGUAUUCAACGGUAAGAAUUCAUGGUUCAAUGAACGGUGCGAGGAAGCUAUAGAAAGACGCACAGAAGGAAGAUUAUAAAUGAUACAAGACCCAUUUCCUGACAAUGUAGAAGAAUUUGUUAAAAACCAAAAAAGUUGCAAGCAAAAUAUUAAGGCAGGAAAAAAGAGCAGCCGAAAAAGGACUUAUUCAAAAAAUAGAAGAACAUAGGCUCAAUCCAAGGUUGUUCUUCAAAAAAUGCAGGAUAAAAUAAAGGAAGGUUUUAAAGCUUAAACUCGUAUGGUUAAGGACCACAAUGGAAACCUGAUAACGGAUGAAGAAGGUAUCAUCCAGAAGUUUCAAGCACAUUUUAAAAAUAUUUUAUUUGUCGACCAAGAAAUAAGGGAGGAAAGUGUAAGUAUGAUCUUUCAUACGGCAAAGCCUCUUCUAGAGGAACCUAAGCGUGAGGAGGUAGAGGAUAUAAUCGUGACCUUAAAACAAAACAAAGCCCCCGGUGAAGAUAAUAUCAACUCUGAUCUAUUAAAGAUCAGUACUCAACAAAUUGUGACCAAAAUUCACGAGCUACUAAAAGAAAUAUGGAAUACUAAUCGAAUACUCGAAGAUUGGAAAACAGUCGAUAUCUGUCCCAUAUACAAAAAGGGCGAUUUUAUGAAUACAAGCAACUACCGGGGAAUUGUGCUUCUAGACUCAUGCUACAAAAUCCUAUCCCUGGCAUUAUUAUGCAAUUUGGAGGUAUACUCUAGAGACUUAAAAGGAGACUAUCAAAGUGGUUUUUUGAGAGGAAAAUCCACCCCUAACUAUAUUUUCACAAUCAGAUAAGUGAUGGAAAAAUUAUAUGAAUUAAGAUAGAAUAUCCACAUGUGCUUUAUUGACUUCAGGCAGGUCUACGAUAGCAUAGUUCGAAAUAAACUGUGAGUGGCCCUAGAUGAAUUUGGAAUCCCCAAAAAACCUAUCGAUAUCAUAAGAGCUUGCAACACGCGUACGGUGUGCAAAGUGAAGUUGGGUUACAGUAAAUCUGACAGUUUUUAGGUUAGCACAGGACUCAAAUAGGGUGAUGCUCUGUCGCCAGUCCUUCUCAAUCUAGCGCUUGAGAAGGUGAUUAGGUCAAUGCCAAUGCUUCAAGUCAUGGAGGUUUUGUCCAACAGUACGCUCCUGGCCUAUGCAGAUGAUAAAGUAAUAAUAGGCAGUACGCGACAAAAUGUAGCGAUAAGAACCAAUGAUUUAAUUAAAGCAGCGAAAUCAAUGGGUCUAGAAGUAAAUCAAAACAAAACCAAAUAUUUAGUUAUGACUAGGGGAACAAGAGAUAACUCGGACCUAGUUGUAGAAAACUACACCUUCCAACAAGUAAACAAUUUCAAAUAUCAUGGGGCGAACUUAAAUCAAUACAAUAAUACGCAUAAUAAAAUUAAAUUGAGCCGCUAACAAGAGUUACUACGCCUUGAAAAAAAUUGUCAAAAAAUCAAAAUUCUUCUCUAGAUGAUCAAAGGAACGCUUGUACUCGUUUUCUACGGCCAGUCCUAACAUACGCGUGUGAAACAUGGUCGAUUACUAAAAAGGAUGAAGAAAAAAUGGCUUGCUUCGAAAGAAAAGUUCUUAGAAUGAUUUAUGGACCUAUACUAGAAAAUUAAGUUUACAGGAGAAGAAAUAAUGUAAAGGUACAACAAAUUUAUCAAAAACCUGGUAUCAAUGCGUACCUCAUGAGUAAACGAAUUAAGUGGGCAGGCCAUGUAUAGAGAUCAAAUGGAGUUCUAAAGAAAGCAAUGGAAGGAAAAUUCAAUGGAAAGGUUGGACCCGAUUUGGAGAAAAGGACAUUUUUCACAGAAUCCCGAAUUUAUAAAAUUUAUUGGGGAAAAACCAAUGCCUGAAGAAAUAAAAGAAAUGACACCACCUAGAGAAUUUUGUUAUUUUUUUUAUAAUGAAUCAUUAGCACAUAUUACCGAAUAGUCUACGCUUUAUAGUACUCAACAAAAUCAUGAAAAACUAAAUAAAAUAACGAUAAACGACGUAGGAUAUUUUUUUAAUUACAAUGAUGUCAAUCGUCCAUUUACCAAAUACGAGGUCAUAUUGGUCAGAAAAUACUCAUAAUAAAAUUAAAAAAAAUUUCAUGAGUGUAAAUUUAUUUGAAAAUAUUAGGUGGUAAGUAUUUUUACAACAAUACUUUAGGUUUACCAAGAGAUAAUUUAAAUCGUGAUAGGGUUUUUAAAGUUCGGUGACUUAUUGACACACUUAACAAAAAGUUUGGCUCUGUAACUAUCAAAAAAAACCAAUCAUUAAAUGAGCAAUUGUGUCCAACUAAAGCUGUUUUAUAUCUCAAACAGUAUCUCCUUCUUAAGCCUUAUAAAUAAGAAAAACAAAUGCUAAAGGAGCUUGAAAAAAUAAAUAAAAGGACAGCAACUGCAACAAUUCCAUCAACCAAAAUAUGUUUGGAUGAGCAUUAACAUAGAAUUGAAUUUGAAAAAAAUUGGACGUGUAUAUAAACUAUUGUAAACUACCAUAAUGUAAAUAUCAAUCAUUCGCUAAGUGCACUAAAUGUGAUAUUUUUUUAUGUUGUAAUACAGAAAGAAAUUGCUUAGAUUUAUUUCAUUAUACCUAACUGAAUUUUUAUUAUUUUUAGACAAUUUUUUUUAAAUUUAAUUUGUGUUUAAAUAAUAAUCAUGUAUUCAUAAUUUUAUUUUUUAACUGCUAUUUUAUUAAUAAAUUGUAUAUAAAUUGUAAAAAUACAAGCUUUUUUACUUAUUAUAUCAACAGCAUAUAAAAGUGCAUACAUGCUGUUUUUAAAAUUGAUUCAAAUAGAGUACUUAGAUUUCAUAACUAAAUAAUUUUAAUAAAUAUAAUGAGUUCUAAAGGUUUUAAUCUAUUAAAAAAUAUUAUUUUUAUUUCUUAAUAAAAAAUCAUGUAGUGAAGGGUUAAUGAAAUACGUAAAUAUUAAGGCCUAUAAAUUAUAAUUUGUAAAUAUAACAAAGCAAUACUGUUAACGGAAUUCCGCUCAGAAUCGUUUUUGGUUAGCAAUGGUUAAUCGUUGCGUUAAUGAAUUUCUUCUUUCCCUUCCCAAUUUCUUACCUACGACAGUAGCCCACCUAUCGGGUGAAUUAUGUCCGUAUCUUUUUGCAAACUUAUGUUCUUCCAGAAAUCAGUCUCCAAAUUUCAAGAAUAAUAUUUUUUUCUCCUUGAAAAUGUUAUCUAAUUUAUGAGCAAGAUAGUCGUUGUUUGUUUCCCGUAUAGUUUUUUAGAAAACUAUUUAGAUAAUUACGAAAGCCCGGGAAAAAAUGUUUGAAAUACGGCUAAGUAUAUGGAAUUUAUGUUUUUCUUUGUUAUUCGGGUAAAAACUAUAUAUCUCUGGUUUUUCACAAAAUACUUGUAUUGACAUUUUGUAGACGUAAUCAAAUUUUCAAAAUAUUCUUAUUAUGUUUAAGCUAUUUAUAGGUAUUUAAUAUAUUUGUGGUUUUAUAUGUACUUUUACUUGGUAAGUAUCUGUUAUUAAAAUUAUAUGACUACUAUUUUACCGUAAUAUUAUUUUAAAGCCGGUCGCAUACGUCUGGUUAGGUUAAUUUGACACUGUUAACUAAUGAAAAACCAAAAUCCAUAAUACUUUGCCACAUUUCCUACGGUUUUUUCCCUUAAUUAUUAGGAAAAUUAUAAGGAGUAUCAAACAACGAAUUGCUUACUCACAAACUAGACAAAAUUUUUUUCAGAAAAUAGGCUAUUCUUGAAACUUGGACAAAGAUUUCUGGUAGAAACGUUUUUCACAGACAUAAACACAAACUCGGUACGCCCUGUACUAAAAAACACGCUUCAUCGUAGUAAAACCAAUUGAUUAUUCGUUAUGCUCCGAAUCUAAAAUAAUGAGACCUACUAAACUAUCUUGGAGGUACUAGAGAAAGGUGCAAAUUUGUUUACGCUUCCUCCUUUAUGCCGUCUCCGACUUCUAUCCUUUUUUUCAUCGUAUAUACGAUAUAUUGAUAUAUAUAUAAAAUCAUAUAUAUGUCACUAAUUAGAAUAAACGCGUUUCAAUUUUGAGUAUAAUUACGCUUAAAUGUAUGUGUUUUAGUGAUAUAAUGUCAAUGGGUUACUCGAAACCGUGGACGCAAGUCAUAAGAAUACUCACCGGAGGAAAAACGAGUGAAAUAGACACACAGCCUUUGAUCGAUUACUUCAAACCGUUGGAACAUUGGCUGAUCAACGAAAACAAAGCUGAACGUAUCGGAUGGUCCCGGUCAAUUGAAGACAUUGGUAAGACAAUCAUUUUUAAUAUCAAUUAUUAAACUAAAACAUUUAGUGAUAUUAUUAAAUGUUGUGUUUUUUUUUUUGUUGUUGACAUUUUAGCACUGUUUGAACCUUUAUCAAUGGCCAACAAUCAAAUUUCAAUUGAUGCGUAUUUAAUUGUUUUCGUGAUUGUUGUUAACAUUGCAGAAUAUAAUAUAUACUAUUAAUUAUUACCUAAAUUCAUAAUUUUACACUAUAACGUAUUGUUUUGUGUGUAUGUGUAUUGUACACUAUAAGUGGAGUCGGUAGGUAUUCCACCGCCACGUUAACGUAUUAAUGUCGUGAAUUUUUUUUUUAAGUUAACUUCGUAUUUAUGGUAUAUUGUUUUGAUUAAUUUUAUGUAUAACAAUAUCAGAA